AUGACUUUGCUGAACAAAUCAAAAUAUGCAAAAGAUACUGAGGAGGUCCACAUUUCCGGGAUUAGGGUGGGCUCACACCUGCAACCAGUCUGCAUUCUUGGUAUCUGCUUAUAAACAUGCUAACUGUGGGUGGGUGGGUGUUGUCAACACUGUAACUUCGUUAUUCCUAAAACUCUUCCCUUUGUACAGCAGGCUAUAUUCUAGCCACACAAAAAUCUGAGAUUUCUGCGCUCACCCACAUCUCUCUAUCCAAACAAGUAAGAGGCAUCAUCAACAGCUCAGAAACACAAUUCAGCUGAAGUGCUACUGGAGGGUGUAGAGCCGGACUAGUGAGGAGUGUAGCCUGGGAAAGAGGCUUGACCCAGGGAGAGUCCCAAGGGCAGGAUGGAGAGGUCCUUAGACCUGACAUUCCCCACCCGCUGCUGUAUACCCAGAAUGGGUAAUAUAAUCAAAACCAGAAAGACCAAAAACCAGAGGCUGAUAGUACAGAGGAAGUUUCACCAUGCUGCAAUUGAAAAGGUUGAAGGUUUUCCUAAAGUGCACCCUGGAUUGAUUGAUUGAUUUAAGUAUCUUGCUCACAGCACCACAACUCACAUAGCACCAAGUGGAGACAUCUGGGUGUUUCCCACUGCCACAUGUACUUUUUUGUGGGGAGGGACAUGAUCUAUCAUCCUCCUCUAGUCAUUAAGAGUGAUUACAUGUUUGGUGUGCCUCCCAGUUAUUGUUAGAUGGCAGUGAUGGAGGACGUCCAUUCUAUUUUUUUCCUGAAGACAUUUUUUCUUCCCUGUUGACUUCUCAAAACCCACACUUUACAGGAUCUUAUUCUUUCCCUUUCCUUUGAGUUGUCUGGCAUCAGUCAGAGACAAGAGUAAGCCUGGCCGGCAGAUCCAUUUGCUGCCUACCUUCGUUCCACAUGGCAAGAUCCAGACAAAUUUCCCACUGAUUGCGGGGAUGUUCACUUAUUACUAUAGUUCAGCUUGAGGGCUUUGCAAUGGUGAACUGAAGCAAUCCACCAUGUUUGUGCAAGAGCUUCUUCUGGUGGUGAUAAUAUUUUUUGCAAGUCGUAUUAUGUGGAACCAAUCCAGGUCUCUCCAGGCGAGUCAACAGAGUUCACUAUGGGAUAUAAUUAUUGAGGAUGCUCUCAUACAUUUGUCUGAUAAGCUGGUGCUAUGCAAUGAGGCUGUAUAAUAGAUAUCGUUAGAGAUAACCUUAUAUUUUCUUUUCUUUUAAAUUACUGGCCACUUUGAUAAUCAAAACGACAUUGAAAUGCUAUGACAAAACACAAAACACAUUGCAAAUAGGGAGACACACACAAUUCAUUUUGAAAUAAGCACCCAGUUUUUAGGCAAAAGUUACAACUUUGCAGCAACAGAGCUCUUCACUUAUGAUAGAAACUGCAUAUACAGUGUACAUUUGAAGUACGUUUGAAGCACAUUUUCCUUCUCUAAGAAAUCUAGGCACUGUGAUUUGCCCCUUACAGAGUUACAACUCUUAACAAACUACAGUGCCCAGAAUUCUUUGAGGGGGGGAUUUGUCCCUUGAAUGUGCUUUAAAGGUAUAGUGUGUAUGUAGCCAGAGUGUGCCUUGUUGUUGUUGUUGUUUAUUGAUUUUAUAUGCUGCCCUUUGGCCGGAGGUCUCAGGGCGGUUCACAGAAUAAAAUCAAAAUAUAACACCACAAAAUACACAAUCAAAUUAAAAACAACAACCCAAUAACUCCCCCCCAAAACCACCCACAUUUUAAAAGGACAUAGGAUGUUAGUCAAAUCAACCAAAGGCCUGGUCAAAAAGGAACGUUUUUGCCUGGCACCUAAAGUUGUAUAAUGAAGGUGCCAUAUUUUCCCUUUGAUAUGUACCCCCUGUUAAAUACAUCCCAUGAUCAUGCUGAUUAGCUCUAGCUCCACCAGGGGCGAUUUGACUAAUAUUCAUAGCCUAUUUAAGCAUGCGCAAUAGUUUUCUAACUGUUCUCCUCCUUUUCCCCUUGUGGUUCUGAACCACCCACACACCUUCCUAGUACCUUAUAAGGCAUUAUCUUUCAGCUACUCUCAGUGAUUUCUUAACUUGACUUAUUACCACGAGUUUCCUGUUCCUUCGCAAUGCAAGCAGUUACAACAGCAAGGUAUGGUUGUUUAUGCUAAGCUUUUCUUACCCAUUUAUCCCACAGGUGCCACUGCAGAGAAGGCCUGUGAGUGUUGCCACCCUCCGGACCUCUCAAGGAGGAGGCACACAAAGCAGGGCCUCAAAAGAUAAUCUCAGGGUCUGGGUAGAUUCAUAUGGAAAGAGGUGGUCCUUGAGGUAUUGCAGUUCUGAGCCGUUUAAGGCUUUAUAGGUCAAAUCCAGCACUUUGAAUUGAGCCCAGAAACUAAUUGGUAGUCAGUGCAGUCGGACCAGGGCCAGUGUAAUAUGCUCAAACCCUCUUGCUCCGGUGAGCAACCUGGCUGCUGAAUUCUGUGCUAGCUGAAGUUUCCGAACAGUCUUCAGAGGCAGCCCUACAUAUAACCACCUUGAGGUUACCAGAGCAUAGACAACAGUAGUUAAGCUAUCCCUGUUCAGAUAGGGGCAUAGUUGGGCCACCAGCCGAAGCUGAUGGAAGGCACUCCGGGCAACUGAGGCCACCUGAGUCUUGAGUGAGAGCAAAGGAUCCAGGAGGACCCCCAAGCUGCGAAGUUGCUCCUUCAGAGGAAAUUUUGCUUCAAAAGUUUCGUAGUAGCAAAAAUUGCUGCAUUUGGGGCUUUCACCUAUUGGCUCCGGAGGCAAAUGGAAUCCUACUUGCUUCUGCUUACUCCUGCAAGUAUGAAGGAAGGAGCAAUUGGGCUGGAGGGGAAGGAGCAGAGAGGUGGGAUUCAGAGCUGCUCCUGUGAAACUAUCAUUUAUAACUUUGGCAACCCAGACCUCUAAUUUCAAAAGGAUGUGGUUGACAAAGCACAAACCAACAACCUCCCAGUUCUGCAGAAGGUAAAUCCCACUGAUGAAGAUAUAGACAGAGCUGAACCGAGAUAUUUCUGAUCCCAUGAUGAGUCAUAACAAUUCAGACUAUAACAUUUCGUUAUAAAUUAAGGGGAUUUCCACUGAACUGAAUGAGAAACGGAUGUUAUAGAUUAAUUUUGCACGUGAUGUCAUUGAACAAAGGGCAUUUCACUCACUGUUAUGUCACGAAGAGACAUGUUGCAACCCAAAGAAAUAGUUUUAACCACCACCACCCUUUCUUUUUACAUGGGACUUUUUAUGUUCGGCAAACUGAUUUUCCACCUUAAUAUGAUUUGUUUAAGUUUUAACCAACAACAAAUUUCUUUUAUUCUCUGCUGUUCCUUCUGAUAACUGCUAUUAUUUUCCAGGGCAGACCUUAUCAGCAGACUUUCUACAUGAUACAUUUGAAUAUAUACACAAGACUUCCUAAAUCCCAGCAGGUUACAUAGGGAAACUGGUGUUUAAAGUGCUCCCAGAUAAGAAUGGCCUGUUUCUUCAGCUAUGAGUUCAAAGCUUGAAAUAUCACAAGAUUCCUCAGUGGUGGGAAAUAUGUUUUUUUGGUAGCUGUACAAAGAAUCGCCAGACAUCCUGUGUUGUUUAGGAUGUCCUGUUUUUGGUGUUAAGAAGGGAGAAAGGUUGGGACUGUAGUCUCUUGCAGUAUCAAAAUGAUUCAUAAUGGCCCCAUAAUUCACAUACCCAAUUUAACUGAAGUUCUCAAAUUUAAACUGAUCCAACAGCAAUGAGUCAAAUAAGUGUCUUCAAAAAAAUAAGCUCAAUCUUAAAAGGAGAGAGUGGCUUCAAUUAUUAUGGUAAAGUAGGGGGAAAUAGGAUGCAUGAUUGCCUUGAACAUCUGUUUUUCAUGCUGCCAUGUCAUAUCUGAAGAGGAAAAUUGCUUUUACUCAUGUGAUGAGUCGUAUGAGCAGCAGAUACUGAUAUAGUCCAUGUAUCUGAGCUGAGAAACUUGCUCCUUCCAGCUACCAUCAGCCCUCACUCAGGCCCUCAGAGGGACAGGAAGCAGUAGCUUUUCCGUUGUGCUUAGCUCCAUCUCCCUACGAGCUCAAUUACGGUACUACCUGAUCUACUUUGUAACUAAUAACCAGUGCGCAAGUUUGCUCCCCACCCCUUCCUUCCCAACCCCUUUCCCCUUUGUGUUAUGUAUUUCUUUAGCUUAUAAACCUAACAGUAGGGUUCUUUCUUUCUACACUAUUCAGCUAAAGUGUAGUAAAACAGCAGCAGCAGCAGCAAAAACAAUAACAACAAAGGAGGAAAUACUCAAUUUCCCUUGUAAAGGGACCCCUGACCAUUAGGUCCAGUCGUGACCGACUCUGGGGUUGCAGCGCUCAUCUUGCUUUAUUGACUGAGGGAGCCGGCAUACAGCUUCCAGGUCAUGUGGCCAGCAUGACUAAGCCGCUUCUGGUGAACCAGAGCAGAGCACGGGAACACCGUUUACCUACUUGCACUUCGUGUUUUCGAACUGCUAGGUAGGCAGGAGCUGGGACCAAACAACGGGAGCUCACCCCAUCGCGGGGAUUCGAACCGCCGACCUUCUGAUCGGCAAGUCCUAGGCUCUGUGGUUUAACCCACAGCACCACCCACGUCCCUAAUUUCCCUUGUUGUUGUUGUUGUUUAGUUGUUUAGUCGUGUCCGACUCUUCGUGACCCCAGGGACCAGAGCACGCCAGGCACUCCUGUCUUCCACUGCCUCCCACAGUUUGGUCAAACUCAUGCUGGUAGCUUCGAGAACACUGUCCAACCAUCUCGUCCUCUGUCGUCCCCUUCUCCUUGUAAUUUCCCUUGUUACCCACAUUAAAUAACAGCAUGAAUAACAGCAUGAAUGAUUCCUGAGACUAUGGACUAGGGAAGAGAACAAGAUAGUGCUAUCUUCUGGACUGGUUGUAAGUUAGAGGGCAGACAGGCGAAAGCUGGGCUGAGGGUGGACUCAGGUUAGUGGGGCAGUGUCCCAUUUACCCUUGUGCACUAGCCUCCACUAUGGCAAAUCUUUGAAAAUAUAUUCUACAAUUUUAGCAAGGGAGGACUUCAGUCUUUCAAAUUUCAGCAGUGCCCUGUGUGAGGCCAAAAUUUAUCCUUUGCUUCUUGCCUUCCAUUCUGCUCAAUAGUUGCUAUGCUCUGUGGUGCCCCCUAGAUUCUGGUUGUGCUGCCCUAAAUCCACUUAUUUUAGAAUAGAAUUUUAAAAAGCCUCUCUCCUUGUCCUUAUUCACCAAAUAUGUCAUGCAGAUGGUAAGCUCUAGUUUAUUCCUAGAGAUCUCAGUGUGAUCACACUUACGUACAUUGGGCACAAGUUGUUUAAUAUUUUACAGCUACAAGGUUUCAUAAAUGUUUUAUUUUUCAUUUACAAGAGCACAUUAUAUAAGGGAACAAAGCAAGCGAAUGAGGUAUUUAUUACCUCCUCAGUUCAAAGGCUGAUGUUGUACACUAUAUAGAUUUAGUGCCAUAAUAUUUCUUUCUCGGUGAAUCGAGUUCACUGACAUCCAUUUUUAAGCAAAAUAGCCCUAACACAAACAAUGCUAGCCAAGCAGUAAGAAGGUACUUAACAGUCAGACAUACAAUGAUUAGCCAGAAAAGAAAACCAUGAAGAUUUUUGUCAUUUUGGCUUUCUCUUGAUGGUAAUGGUUUCUACCUUGCAGACUUUACGUAGAAAGAGAAAAAUCAAUUUCUUGCUCUGGUAUCCAUGAUAACAUUUUCGCAGGCUUUUUUUCCUUGUCACAGUACAAUGUGAAAUCCUAGCCCAAUUUCAUCUGACUUCCAAAUCUGGGCAUUAAUAAGCAUAUUCCUGGGGAUAGCUAGAGCGCAGUUUAAUUGGAGCCACAACUCAGCUACAGAAACUGGUGUUUCUUUGUUGUUGUUUUUAAUUUCAGGGCUUUUUCUUGGAUUGUGCUGUUUAAUCAUCUGAGCAUGUGCCAAGUGCUUUUUCUUUUUUGCAUAACCAUAGCAAACUCCAACAUAUCUGGGAGCAGAGUCAUUGGGGCAAAUAGCCCUGAGCACCAGAAGCCAUAAUAAUAAUAAUAAUAAUAGUCAAUUUUAUACUUUUUAUGUAAGCCACUUAAGAGAGCCCCCCCCCAAUAAAGCAGUAUAUAAAACUUGUUAAAUGUAAAACCUUAUUUUUGCUUCUUCCCUUCCCAUAAAUUUAUACUGAUGGAGACAUACAGAAAGUUAAUUCUUUGUCAUUCCAAUUCUAGGAGAGCGAAACCAGGUUGCCUCCUCUGUUUAGAUUACAGAUUGCUCAAAUAAAUUGCAGAAGGGUGUGCCGUGUGCUAGGUUAGUGUUUUUACAUAUAAGGAGAAUGCAACAUUGCCCAGAAACUCAGGAAUGUGAUUGGUGGAUUGAGGAACUAGUAUUAAAUUGACAAGAAGGUGUAUGUUAAAGAAGACCUAGAGUCUAGUGAUGUCUAAAUCUUAAAAUGAACAAAUGUGUCCACUCAACCUCAAUGGUGAUGAUGACAUCAUCACCCAUCAUUCUGCCUUCCAGGAAACAAAUCCUCCCAAGAUAGCUAACAAGUUAAAAUACUUAUUUUUAAAAACACAACAAAAAUAACCAAUGUAUUAAAAAAAACCCCACCAGGAUCCUUCUCAAAGGGCAGCUCAGGAUAAUUGCUUCCCCUAUUUCCUUUUUUAAAUCUGCCAAGAUGGAUUUCAACCCAUGAGAGACCCAUUAGCCAACAAAUGUAACAUAUGAUUUAGAAAAUAACCUGCAAGUCCUCCGCAUGCGGUUUUCAAAGAGCUUCUUAAUCUUACAAUUUAAAACAAAUAAGCAGAAGCAGGCUUCCCAGUGCAAGAAACAAACAGUUGUAUGGAGAGUAACUAAGCCCUGCCUAACACACACAAACCUACCAGGCACAUUUCCUCCUUAACAAUUGUCCACAGCCUUGAUAACACAAGUAAUGAGGGAUACAUGACAUCACACCUGUUGGUCAUAACAUGUGAUACAUCUAAUGACAAUAUGCCAUGCGUCCAGUAAUAACCCCAGUGAAUGUGCACAGGGAAAUGAACCUGCACAGCAAGAGCUUGGAACCUGUUGAUGAACAUUUAUUCUGACAUGGUUACUCCUUCUCCAAGUUCUUAGCCCCUAAUAAAAGGCAAGGGGAACUGCCUACAUGUAGGAACCUUGUUUGGGAUUAGCAGCUCACCACAGGAAUAUGAGGAUUUGCUCUGUGCUGCUGAAAAAUCUCUUGUUUUGGAGGCUUGCCUUGGCACAAGAAAACCCCUCUAUUUCUGGGUCAAAUCACUGCUUAAAAGCAGCUUGUUGCCACAGGGAGCAAAACAACGGCCAGCCAUCUUGUAGGUAGCGAGCACAUUCCCACGCGAAGGCAAAGUUCCUGACUGUCUGUCUAAUCUGAAAAUUGCCUUACAGACAAAGCCACCAGGCAGGACUCUAUUUUAUUUUUUUUAAAUAGCUCAAUGGCACAGCACAUGCUCAGUUCUAGGCAUCUCCAGGCAUCUCCAGGACUGCAUAAGACCUGUGUCUAAAACCAUGGAGAGCUGCUGCCAGUCAGUGCUGAGAUAAUGGUUGUCCGACUCAGUAUACAGUGGUACCUCGAGUUACAUACGCUUCAAGUUACAGACUCUGCUAACCCAGAAAUAGUGCUUCAGGUUAAGAACUUUGCUUCAGGAUGAGAACAGAAAUCGUGCUCUGGCGGCGCGGCAGCAGCAGGAGGCCCCAUUAGCUAAAGUGGUGCUUCAGGUUAAGAACAGUUUCAGGUUAAGUACGGACCUCUGGAACGAAUUAAGUACUUAACCCAAGGUACCACUGUAAUUGGCUUCCUGUGGUUCUUUGGGAGACAUCAAUAAACAUCCAGGUUUUUCUUUGUUGUUAUUGAUGGGGGGGGGCAUUCAACAGAGAGAAGAACAUCAAUCCAAUCACUACACAUAUUUUUUGACAAACACCAAACUGGUGAUGUUAUAGAAGCAUGGAUGGAGAUUGCACCUACAAGUUAACCUUCCAAGGGGGGGGAAAUGGCUCUGGAAAGUGCCGUGCCUACAGAUAAAGCUUUCUAAUGAAGUGGUUGUUUUAUAAACUUUAUUUUUCCCUUGCACAAAGUAAGGUGAUAAGCUGUAGAUAUGAAUUUCUGUUUCUGUUUCCCUUGGCUAGCAAAUAUGUAAAAGGUAUUAAAGUAGCUGAGAAAACUUUGGGGAAUGACAAGCCUAUAAAAAAAUGUGGUGGUAGCUGAACUUGUUCAUAUUUCCAGCGUUCUAAUGUGCAUAUUUCUCAUUUCUCAUAAAUGUGUGUUUUCAGUCCACAAAUUAUUAGCAGACCUCCUCCACAAAAAAGCAUAUGUUGCUGUCAAACAUUUAGUGGCUCUUCCGAAUAGAAGAAAGCGUGUGCAGGUUGGCCGAUGUAGCCACAACGGCUUCCUGCUUGAGUCAAGAAUAACCUGUUUUGCUAAUUUCUUUAUUUUAUUUUACAAACUUUAUAUCCUGCUUGAUUGUAAAAACAAACCUCAAAGCAGUUUACAAAAAGAAAAUAAUAAUGAAGUUAUCAGUAAAACACAACUAUUUAAAACAAAUUAAAUUAAAACCAUCAUUAAGGUAAAACCAGAUUAAAACACUUGUCAACAUGCUACAUGUAUGGAUUGGCUUGCCUAAACAAAAGUAGUUUUAGCAGGCACCCAAAAAGGCAUACAGUGCCAGCCUGACAUCAGUCAGAGUGGCUGGGGAAACCCAGCUGGGUGGGUGGGGUAUAAAUAAUAAAUUAGUAGUAGUAGUAGUAGUAGCUGCCUAAUGUCUGUCAUCUGAUAGAAUACCGUCAGGUUAUUGCCAUUAAUCAGGAGUAUAGCUGUAUGUGCUCAGAGGUGGCCCCAAUGUUGCUGAAAUGCCUUUACAAUGCUAUCCUAUACAUAACUCAGAAGUAAGCUGUACUGAGUUCAGUGCAACUUACUCCCAGACAGGUGAGAAUAGGAUUGCUGCUUUAGGAAAAUGUGAUAGAAUGGUGUCUCCAGUUCCUUUUCUCUUCCUUCCUUCCAUCCAUCCAUCCACCCGCCUACCCACCACACUUUUUUCAAAUGAAAUCUGGCAGACAGUUCUAUACCACGUCAAUGGGACGCGGGUGGCGCUGUGGGUUAAACCACAGAGCCUAGGACUUGCUGAUCAGAAGGUCAGCGGUUUGAAUCCCCGCAAUGGGGUGAGCUCCCCUUGCUCGGUCCCAGCUCCUGCCAACCUAGCAGUUCGAAAGCACGUCAAAGUGCAAGUAGAUAAAUAGGUACCACUCUGGCGGGAUGGUAAACGGCAUUUCCAUGUGCUGCUCUGGUUCACCAGAAGUGGCUUAGUCAUGCUGGCCACAUGACCACAUGAGCUGCAUGCCGGUUCCCUCGGCCAGUAAAGUGAGAUGAGCCCCGCAACCCCAGAGUCGUCCGCAACUGGACCUAACGGUCAGGGGUCCCUUUACCUUUACCUAUACCACGUCAGUAACCAAAGCCUCUUGUCCCAUGGCAUGUACCACACCAAAAGGGGCAUAUAAAUAAAACAAAAUGGCAUGUGUGUCUGAAGUAGCUCUUUGGAUUGUAGCAUCGUGUUGACUUCCAGCAACAUGGAAGCCACAACCCAAAGAGCUGUUUUAGGGACUAGAGCUGUCUAGUCCCAAAGAAAAGGCUAACUUUUUUUUUUGUUUGCCAUCCUUUUCUUGGCAUGUUUUAAUUGUUCAAGUAUUACCUGGCCGCAUAAACACCUGGCAGGUUGAGACGAUUUCUAUGGCUCAUAUAAUUGCAGGUAUAAAUUAGAUUGGGUCAUAAAAAAAGUUCUGUGUAAUCAAAAGUUGCGUAAUAUAUAUUUGUUAAUUUUUACCUAGUUGUGAGGACGUGGGUGUUGGGUGUCUUUCCACAUCCACCAAAUAUGAAGCUACCUUAUAAGGCUUUGGACAAAUUAAUGGAGGAUAGAUUUAUUAAUGUCUAUCAAUCAUGGUAGGUCAAUGUAUUUUUUUUUUUAAUGAUAUUUAUUAAAAUUUCAAAUAAUACAAGAAUUACACAAAAACAAAAAGUAAAAAUACAAGAAAAUACAAAAUACAAAAAAUAAAAUAAAAAAAACCCUUAAAAAGAAAAAGAGAAAGAAAAAUAGAUCCAUCUUUCCAUAACUUACAUUCAUAUCCUUAUUUCCCAUGAAAAAUAAAAAGGAACAUACAAAAUAAAAACAGUUAAAAACACAUUAAUUUUCCCUAGCAUAUCCUCCUUACACUUAUUUCCCCGGACCUCCUCAUACCUCCCUUUUUUGUAUUCCAGUUCAGUUUGUUAGUUCAGCAAAUCCUUACCAUUAAGCUUUUACCCAUUUGUGAACCUUUUUUUCAUAUCUCUUAAAGCAUUACAGCUGGAAACCACUUAGUUUCUAUCCAGCAUCCUUCUAAGAUUCAUUAAUUUUACAGUAUUUCUUUAAAUAGUCUUUAAAUUUCUUCCAGUCCUCUUUCACCGACUCUUCUCCCUGGUCUCGGAUUCUGCCAGUCAUUUCUGCCAAUUCCAUGUAGUCAAUCACCUUCAUCUGCCCAUGGUAGGUCAAUGUAACCUACAUGUACAGGGGUAGUAUACCUCAGCAAAUCAGAGUGCCAACACCAGGGCACAGUCAUUGCCUUCAUGUGCCCUUCAUGGGCACUUCCUUCUUACAGGUGCCAAAUACAGUAUGCUGAACUAGAUAGAUUUUCGUCUGAUCCAUCAAGAUAAUUGUUAUGUACAUUCACAAGUGUUUGAAUGCAUUCUGGAACACUUAACAAGGCAAUCCUAUGCAUGUUUACAUAGAAAUAAGCCUCACUAUGUUCAAUGGGUCUUAUUCUAUAGCAAGUGGGUUUAAAAAGGAAGGCUUACUUAUAUUUGACUAAGACUAAUGGACUCAUUGAACUCUGUUGGUCUGGCUUCUGAGUAGACAUGUUUAGGACUGUAUGGCCAGAAUAUAUAGUGCUAUUCUACCAUCUUCUCCCAUCAACUCAAGGAUUAUCACUAGUGCAACAGGAUUUCCUCCCUACACUACACACACACACACACCCUGCACCCUCGCGACAUAUGCUCCAGACUGUUGAGGGAACCCCUAGAACAGAUGGGGGAGAUCGCAGGAGGAGGAGGAAAAAGUCCUUGUACUGACAGAACUACUUACUUAGUUAAAAUAAAAAUUUAAAAACAUGGUACUAUUUGUCAUAUGGGUGUAGCCAGGAUUUUUGUUGGGGGGGGUAGGCCUUUUGUUAGGGGGGUAGGACUCUUGUUAGGGGGGCAGAACCUCAGUUAGCUAUGUAUUUUAAUAAUAAUAAUAAUAAUAAUAAUAAUAAUAAUAAUAUGAUGAUGUAUUUAUACCCCGCCCAUCUGGCUGGGUUUCCCCAGCCACUCUGGGUGGCUUCCAACAAACAAUUAAAAAUACAUUAAAACAUCAGUCAUUAAAAACUUCCCUUUAUUGAUUUUGAUUGAUGGGGGGGCAGCUGCCCCCCCCUGCCCCCCAGCUAUGCCCAUGAUCUGUCAUCUUUGUAUAAAGACUAGCAUAAUAAUAUAAUAAUAAAUAUAAUUAGUCUGACAUGAGGUCUGUAGAAGAACAAAUGCAUUCAUCCCUUAAAAUACAGUAAUGGCAUUUCUGGAUUGUUUCUCUGAAAAGUAUUGCUAUAGAAUUGCUGGGGUGGUGGUGAUAAGUCCGAAUGUCAUCCUGGGGUCCCCUCCAAACUUGUGGUUCAAAUCUAUAAAGUAAGGGGCUGUAACAAAGGAGGCUGCAAAAGCGAUCAAACCAGUCCCUUUGUUAAGCCAAUAGCUCUAUUAAGUAUCCGUUUAUAUGACUGAGGAGCACAGGUGACUGUGUGCCACAGAAACUACUAGCUAAAGUUUUUUCCAGAAGGUGAAGAAAAGGAGACAGUCCCCAAGCUGGAGGUGGUGUUAUAGGUGAGAAGGGAUGGAUGGAUUUGUCCAUUUAGGUUCUUUCUCUUUCUCAUUUUUCCAAUCUUAAAUUCCAUUCUACAAAUUUUGGCAGCAAUUUAUUAUUAUUUUUUAAAGCCUCAGGAAAAUUCAUUUGUAUUUUAGUGCAAAUUUCUCCCAACAGAUCCAUUUUUGUAUGCCGUUUUGAGUAAUGCACAGAUUUCUGUAAGCAAUUUCCCUUAAUAUAAUUCAUUUUUGUAUGCUGUGCUCUGUUAUCCAUCCAUCCCACCUUCAUCGCCAGUGUUAAGUUGUGGGUGAACAUAUCAGACCACACAGCGAUUCUUCAAACAGCUCUUGUUUAUUCACAGGCCAGAACAGAACUGAACUGAAGGGUUCAGCCAGCCUGCUUAUAUAGAGCUCCACUAGAACGCAACAGUAACCAUUUUCUGUAACGAUCCAAUCACUGAACGUCACUUUCGAUCCCUUAUUUGCAUAUGUGGACCUGAACUAUCUACAGUAUCCCCCUGCUGGCCCAGGGUGAGAACUUCAGUACAUAACAGUUGACAGCAAUGGUCCUUUACCUUUUUUAAAAAAUAGCAUACAGUGGUACCUCAGGAUGUGAACGGGAUCCAUUCUGGAGCCCCAUUCAUAUCCAGAAUAGAACGUAAGACGCGAAGGCAUGUCUGUGUGUGCGUGGGUCACGUUUUGCCACUUCCGCACAUGCGCGUGACGUCAUUUUGAACGUCUGCACAUGCGCGAGCAGCGAAACCCGGAAGUAACACACUCUGUUACUUCCGGGUUGCUGCAGAGCGCAACCCAAAAGCGCUCAACCUGAAGCACAUUCAACCUGAGGUAUGACUGUAUACCAUUAGACAUGUUUACAGACAAUAUGAAGAAACACUUUGGAAGACUUACAUCACAAUUCUAUGGGCAUAUUAUUUACUCUAAAGUAAGUCCCAGCCAAAGAUCAAUGUCCUAAACCUGUGGUGGCCAAACCCGGCCCUCCAGAUGUUUUGAGACUACGACUCCCAUUAUCCGACAACGAGCGCCACGUCAAAAAGUUCGGCUUUCUCGUCGCCGACAUUGGAGACAGAGCAGAGCAGGAGAUGCCAUGAGUGGCGGCAGGGUGUGUGUGCGUGCAUUGGGCACUCUUGCUGUGGGCAGGCGCACUCUUACCCCUUUCGGGAGAGGGUGGGUCUGGUCCCCCACAAGGCCUGAGGGACAGUGGACUGGUCCCCUGCUGAAAAAGUUUGCUGCCUCCUGUGAAACAAACUUACUGUGGCAGAUUUUGCCCAGCUGAUGUUCUCCAGAUGUUUUGGAUUCCAACUCCCUUGAGGUCCAGCUAGUGCUAGGAAAUAUAGUUUUAAGUAAACAUGCUAUGGCUUGCCGAUCAGAAGGUCAGCGGUUCGAAUCUCCGCAACGGGGUGAGCUCCUGUUGCUCGGUCCCUGCUCCUGCCAACCUAGCAGUUUGAAAGCACGUGAAAAGUGCAAGUAGAUAAAUAAAUACAACUCCAGCAGGAAGGUAAAAGGCGUUUCUGUGCGCUGCUCUGGUUCGCCAGAAGCAGCUUAGUCAUGCUGGCCACAUGACCCGGAAGCUGUCUGCAGAUAAACGCCAGCUCCCUCGGCCUAUAGAGUGAGAUGAGUACCACAACCCCAGAGUCAUCCUGACUGGACUUAAUGGUCAGGGGUCCCUUUACCUUUACCUUUUAACAUGCUUAGGGAUGGAUUGUCAUUUAAAUUAGCAAAUAGGAUAUAUAUAUAUAUAAAAUAUUGUAUAUCGUAUGUAUAUAUUAUUAUUAUUACACAAUAUUUUGACUACUCCCUUUCUGGAAUCUUCAAUCCCUUCCCUAAAACAUUAUUUCCAUCUCUCCCAUUUUGAGAUUUCCUGUCUUUUUAUCUCCAAUAGUUUACCUAUUCUUCUACUGUUUGUGCUCUGUAAUACUAGAGAGUACUUUUAAAACUACCAAAAAUGAGAAAGAAGAACAUAGUAGUUGAUACUGAUAUUUUGGGAAGCAGAUUCUGACCUUAUAAGGCAUCAUGAAAACAGGAAGGGCUCUUUAUUCAGGUGGAUUUAUGAGAGAGAGAGGUUCCUAAGUGACAGCUCUGACUGUGUUAAACAUUAAGUCUGGAAGGAGGUGGAGUCUCCCGGGGAGUAGGCAAGGUCCAAGGGGAGCAGGAACUGCCUGCAAAUAUCUGUUAUAACAAGCAUUUGCCUUGUCACUCACUGCUUUAUGUAACAGAACAGUAACUUGCCAUAUCACCUACCUCCCAUCACUGGCCGUUUCACUGCAACUCAUAGCUUCUCAACAUUUCAAGAAUUAAAGACAAGAAAGAAGAACCCCAACUUUUGGUAAGUCUGCAUUUUUCUACUUUUUUUCUGAGUUUUGAGCAGUUCUUUUUUUCUGGGUGGAUGCAGGGGUACGCAUACCCCUAAACAUUUUGUGAAUCUUUGUACUUUUGUCCAUUUACUGUAUUAAUUUUUCCCAAUUUGAACUAUAAAAUGGUUAUUUUCUUGAGUCAAAAUUAGAGUACUCCUAAAGAUUUUUUUAUUUUAAAAAAGCACUGGUUUUGUGUAUCAUGUAUACUUAAAUGCUGUGUUUUAAAAAAGCAGAGACUGAGUGUGUGAAAGUGAGAGUGAGAGUGCCAAACUAUUAAAUAGAAUACUGUACUUUGGUCCUUUUUUCACUCUGUAAUUAAUUCCACAAAACUAUUUCAAUCAAGGAUCCAAAAUCCAUAUUAAUGUAUGCCCAAAUUUAAAUGAAACAACACAACAGGUUUUUUUUAUAAAAAAAACUACUCUGGUGAAUUUCAUGUUACCCCACCUGAAGGUUCUCCAAUGUAGCAUUUUAUUUAAUACAAAAUAAUUACUGGCCGGUUGUUCUGAAUGCUAUUUUUGGAGAAGGCCAUUUGGUUUAAAAGCGGCAUUUGCUUGCGUGCAUUUUGUAGUUCCAUUAGCUGCAUGUUUCUUUAAGACCUAAAGUGGUUUGUUAUUUAAUUUCCUGAAAGAUUCCAUUUGCUCAUCAGGCAGAAAUGGCAUCAGAGAGCCAAGCAAAGGCAAACACGAACGGAAAGCUUGAAGAGAUGGCUGAAAGAAAUAAUGCUUCUCAAUAUGAAAGGAAAAGGUGGGUAUUUUCCUGCAUUUACAGUCCAUGAGUUUGUCUUACUUGCUUCAUAAUGCUUCCUGUUCAUGGAGGAAAACAGCACCUAGUUAUACACAGCCUUUCAAAUGCAACUAGUCUGUUCAAGUUAUUUGCCGGCUGACUCUUGGAUUUUAGGGAAACCAGCAACAUCUAAUACUGUAUCUCUUUUGGUGUAUCUCUACAUUAAUUUGUGAUCUGCAGACAUGGUAGAAAAAUAUAUUGUCAUCUUGGUAGUUUUACUCUCUGUCUGUUAUUACAUAGUUUGUUCGUCAAAAUUAAGGAUAGGGUAGAAAUUAAAUCCUGUUCAUAUUUAAAGGCAAACGUAACAAACUGCAUUUUCCAAAACAGUAUGUGAAGCAUCUUUUGAAAUUCACACUUCUCUGAAUUUCACAAUCUAAUUCUCCAUCCUUCUAAUCUAAUCCGUAGAAGAAUCUUUUAAAGGCAUAGAUAGGUGAAAAUAACAUACACUAAUGUAUUACAUUAGGAAAAACUUCCAACAAAAAAUGUGUGCAUUAGGGGAAAUACAUCCUAAGAUGCUGACAAAUUUUCAUUUUUUAAAAAAGGCAAAAAUCAUAAAUUGCUAUGGAAAUGUGGACAACUGAAUUUAAGAUUGGAUAAAUGAGAAACAGAGAACCAGAACUGACUAAUUUGUCCAUCCCAAGUAAAAAGUAUAAGGUUUUAUAUAUAUAUAUAAAAAUAAACAUUGUUCAAAAAUACAACAACCUAGAAACAGUUCUGACAUUAUAUAUUUAAUCAUUGGUAUGUUCUUUUUUGACUACUUUUUGACAAGGCCUUGGGGCCUUACAAAUAUAUUUACGAUUUUGGAUCUUGAUGAAUUCAGAAAGCUUGAAACCACAUUUGGCACUUUGCCAGCCAUGUAUGAAUUUGCUCAGAUUUUACUAAUCCCCCUUCCUUACAGAUAAUAAUCGAUGCUUAUAGGCAGAAGUUCGGCAGUUGUACCUUAUCCCAUCAUUGCCGCUAACUGCUAGGAGAAAGCUUCACCUGCUGCAUUACUGUCUAGUGAUACUGUCUAGCUCUUAGAAACACAAGCCUGCCGGGAGACAGGAUAUCACACAUCAAUUAUGUUGCUCUAUUGUGUUCUAACAGUAAAAAAAUAAUGUAGGUGUUUGUUGCAAUGCAAAGCGGCUCACGUUAACCUUUUAGGAAGCUUCAUGUAUGCCAAUGACACCCAACUCUAUCUGUUGAUGGAUGGCCAUCCUGACUCGGCCCCAGACACACUGACCAGAUGUUUGGAAGCUGUGGCUGGGUGGUUACGUGGGAGCCGGUUGAAGCUAAAUCCUUUGAAGACAGAGGUCCUGUGGCUGGGACGGGGCGAUAUGGGAUUGGGGGUGCAACUCCCAUCUCUUGCGGGGGCGCAAUUAGUGCCAGCACCGUCCGUUAAGAGUUUGGGUGUAAUCUUCGACACCUCCCUCUCCGUGGAGGCGCAGAUUGCAGCUACAACAAAGGCGGCAUUUUUCCAUCUCCGCCAAGCUAAGCAGUUGGCUCCUUACCUCUCUCGCCCUGACCUAGUCACUGUGAUCCACGCGACGGUCACCUCCAGACUGGAUUAUUGUAACUCGCUCUACGUGGGGCUGCCCUUGAGACUGACCCAGAAACUCCAGCGGGUGCAGAAUGCUGCAGCGAGACUCCUUACGAGGUCUUCGCUGCGAGAUCACAUUCACCCGGUGCUAUACCAGCUGCACUGGCUCCUGGUGGAGUACAGGAUCAGGUUUAAGGUGCUGGUUUUAACCUUUAAAGCCCUAUACGGCCUAGGACCCUCGUACCUACGGGACCGCCUCUCCUGGUAUGCCCCACAGAGAAAAUUACGGUCUUCAAAUAAAAACAUCUUGAAGGUCCCAGGCCACAGAGAAGUUAGGCUGGCCUCAACUAGAGCCAGGGCUUUUUCAGCUGUGGCUCCGAUCUGGUGGAACGUUCUGUCACAAGAGACUAGGGCCCUGCGGGACCUGACAUCUUUCUGCAGGGCCUGCAAGACAGAGCUGUUCCACCAGGCCUUUGGCCAGGGCACAGCCUGACUCCCUCCCUCGGCAAUCUUUGCGGAGCUCUGGCCCAAUGGUUGCCAGUGGCUUGAAUUAAUUAAUUUUAUAAUGAAUGAUUUUAGAGUGUUGUUUAUGCUGUACUUUUGUACUGUUUUAUUGUUGUUAGCCGCCCUGAGCCCGGGCUGGGGAGGGCGGGAUAUAAAUAAAAUUUAUUAUUAUUAUUAUUAUUAUUAUUAUUAUUAUUUCUAGUUUUGUGUGGGAGGUGAAAUCAAGGACAAAUUGCCAAGCCUGCAGGCGAGUAAGGAUUGUGCUGUGAAGAUUCCUAUCUCACUUUCUUGUGGGUCCCAAAUGCCUUAAGAGCCCCAGUGCCCUCUAAUGUUUAGGGCUCUUCUCAUUUCCAGACACCCUCUUAGGGUGGCUUCGUUAUGCUUUUGCUACUUAGCCCAUGGGUGAGGUAGGAUGCCCCAGACUUGGGGCCCCUCCUUCCUCUCUUCCCUGUUUCCUCUUUCUCUGGUGUUAUUUGCCAUUUCCUUUUUUUUCAGCUGUAACCUCUGAGUUUACCACAGGGGAUGCUGUUUCCCCUUAUUCCUAUCACAGCCAGCAUCUUGCUCUCAGCUGCUGUUAAUUUCCCUUGUUUCCCCACCCUGUUUACUUCCAGGGCCUCUGCUUAUUCCUCCUCAGUUCCACUCACUCACUCACUCACAUAUUCCCCUUCAUUUCCCUUUCUCCAUGGCUGGAAUCCACACCCAAAGCCCCUCGAGCCCCACCUUAUCCUCUGCAAGGCUGAGUGACCUGGCAUCCUCAGCAUGGUCUCCCUGCUUCAUUGAUUCCAGUAGGGCUGGACCAUCAACACCUCAGUAUGCUAGAAAGGAGGCCUCCCUGAUCCCUCCUCUCACACACAUUUUCUUUUCUAUCUCUAUAUAUCAAAUGGAGGGGAAACUGAUUAGAUGUGUUUGGAUCAGUUCAUAAAUAGUCACAUCCACACUAUACAUUUAUUGUUGUUCUUUAGUUGUUUAGUCGUGUCCGACUCUUCGUGACCCCAUGGACCAGAGCAUGCCAGGCACUCCUGUCUUCCACUGCCUCCCGCAGUUUGGUCAAACUCAUGCUGGUAGCUUCGAGAACACUAUCCAGCCAUCUUGUCCUCUGUCGUCCCCUUCUCCUUGUGCCCUCCAUCUUUCCCAACAUCAGGGUCUUUUCCAGGGAGUCUUCUCUUUUCAUGAGGUGGCCAAAGUAUUGGAGUCUCAGCUUCAGGAUCUGUCCUUCCAGUGAGCACUCAGGGCUGAUUUCCUUAAGAAUGGAUAGGUUUGAUCUUCACCUCUUUACCAGUCUUGGCAUCCCUCAAAGAGCCAUGGGAGCUGUAGCUCUUAAAGGGGUCUCUUAACAACUCUCAGUACCCUUAACAAAUUACUGGGUACUUUGGGUGAAGUCAUGCCUGCUAAAGCGGUAUAAGACUGCUUGAAGCAUAUGCCAUGGAUGUGCUCAUAAUUCUAAACAACUUUGGUUCAGAAUUAUGACAAGCAAGGGAGGCUCACAUGCUCUCCCUUCCCCUUUGUGCCCUAGGAGAAGAUGUUUAAAGCUUCCUUUUGCUCUUUGGAAUACAUUUCGGGGUCCUGUUAUGUCUGAAUAGGUUACAUCAGAAUAUAGCAAUCCAGAAUCAAAACUGUGGUUUCAAAUCCUGGUUUAAAUCAUUGUGGUUUGGACAAACCAUGCUGUCCUCUGCGUACAGCUGUAAUGGGAAACCGUGAUUUGUUUGAAAUAGCAAAACAGAUGCUGUAAACACAUACGAUAAUAUAAAUAUGUAAAGUUCAGCCUAAAAGAAAAAGACAGAUGAGAAGAGGAAAAAUGAGAGAUGAGAACUAAACUGAGAGAUGAGAUUGUUGGGGACGGGGUGUGUGUGCUAGUGAGAUAUAUGGCUGCUAUCUAAAAUUUAUAAACCAGGCUUCCUCAACCUCAGCCCUCCAGAUGUUUUCGGCCUACAACUCCUAUGAUCCCUAGCUAGCAGGACCAGUGGUCAGGGAAGAUGGGAAUUGUAGUCUCAAAACAUGUGAAGGGCCGAGGUUGAGGAAGCCUGGUAUAAACUAACUAGGGCGAAUAUUUGUUGAAUACCUUGUAGAAUGCUUGUAAUUAUGUGUAAUUUUUGACUUGCCACUGCUGUUCAUUUGAUAUGUUCUGAGCCAAUUUGGGGGGAAAUGUUGUACAGAAAUGACAUGCAAAUAAACCAACGACAUGGUCCUCUGAGCCCUCUGAAAUCUCAGAAGCUCUGAUGCAAUUCCAAGAGCAGCCCGAUUCAGUUCAGAUGCUUUGAUGGAUACCUGUUUCAAUUCGGAAAAGCCUUAAAUUCCUCUGAGAAUACACAACCCUAGUAUAAUGUUGCCGGUCCUGCUGUGCUAGUUUGAAAUCCUAUGUCAACCCAAAAUUACAGAGCUGCCAAUUCUGAGGAGCAGAAAGGGAUUUUAGAUUUUGUAUUUUAAUGCCUGCUCUUACUGGUGUCUGACCAUAAUUUGAUGGUGAUAUGAGACUGACUUAAGAGAUGUUACAUGCACACACAUUUUAAAAGGGGCUUUAGAAAUAGCUGCAAAAUGCAUCACACAAGAACAAAUGCAAUUUGCUUUUAUUUUAUGCCUUCAAGGGGAAAUUUUGUUUUUGUUUAUUGUUAACGGUUAAACUUGGUUCUUCUCUGAAAUCUCACAAAGCUAUUUAUUAUUUGUUCAGCAGUAAAGAAAAGCCAAGCAAAGAGAAGCCUAAGAAGGUCAGCCCAUUUACAAUGGUAAGCUCUGUUCCAUGUGUAUAUUGUACUGUACUUCAAUUGAUGUACACUUCUACAGGCCCAUUGCAGAUGUAGCACUGGUGAUCUUUUAAUAGAUAAGACAUCAACUGUAGACUCUCACCUCUUUCUCUUCACGUGCAAAUUUCACCCCUUAUUCUCUUAUCAGCAUUAAUUAUGUGGUGCAGUGUAACAUCUUGAUCAGUGUUAACUAUGGUUAGCUUUAACCAGGAUCUGCAGAGUCUGUUAAACACUAAUUAGGGUAAGCCUUCAUGGUUAAAUUAAGGCUGUGUGCACAUUGCAUGCUUAAAACACAGCAAGGCUGUUCUUUUUCUCAAUCAGGAUUGAAGCUCAUUUGGGGGGAAACACAUCAAAUCGCAGUAUUUCUAUUAGAAACAACAGGAGUGAUAUUGGUUGUGAAUAACCUUAUGUGUACACCGCUUCCGAAAGCGGCUGUGGGAGCACACUAUAUGCAGAGUAAACAAGAAUGUGUACACAGCAUAGUUAGUCUUGAUGAUGUAACACUCUUGGAAGAAAGAAAUAGUUUACAUGGAGAGGCAAGGAUAUGGUAGUGAAUGGCUGCAUAAUAUUUGCACUAGGCUAUUGUGUCAAAUAUUAAAUGUAUAUUAGGUGAGUAAGGACACAAGUAUGACUGAUUGCUAUCCAUAGGGUACUUAUGUUAGGAAAAUCAACCCUAAAGAACGACAUCUUCAUUUGCAUAGAAAUGUGCAUUUGUUUGACUCUCACUGGAAGCCUUCGUUUUUAUCCGAUCCCAUUUCCUGAUGCCAGAGCCUGAUUUCUUAAACUGGUGCAAAUCAACUGCUCAAGAUUUUGCAGCCUCCCAAAAUGACAUCCCACAACUAUGUUACGAGUAGAGUGCAGUUUGGCAAUUGCAGUUAUUAAAUUUAUGCGACGUUCGUUUGUCAGAUCAGGCAGCACAAAUACCAACAAACUAUUGAGUCAACUAUUUGCCAGACCUAUUUUGCAAGUACAGUGGUACCUUAGUUCUCAAACGCUUUGGUUCUCAAACGCCUUGGUUCCCAAACGCCGAAAACCCGAAGUGUUCCAGUUUCUGAACGUUUUUUGGAAGCCGAAUGUCUGGUGCAACUGUCGGCUAUUGUUUCCAGGGUGCCUGCACCAAUCAGAAGCUGGUUUUCGAACAUUUUGGAAGUCAAAUGGACUUCCAGAAUGGAUUAAGUUUGGCAUUUUUGCUGUUUAUUUUGCAUUUUUGUUUUUGAGGCUUUUUCGGUUAAUUUGUUUUUGUGACUAUGUGGGUGAUAAUUUUCAUCAUCUACAAUACUGUCUUAUUUAUUUUACAGUACAUUGAUUAUUGCUUUCAUUUUAUGGAUCAAUGGUCUCGUUAGAUAGUAAAAUUCAUGUUAAAUUGUUGUUUUAGGGGUUGUUUUUUAAAAGUCUGGAACGGAUUAAUCCGUUUUGCAUUACAGUACUUUCUCUGGGAAAGCACACCUUGGUUUUGGAAUGCUUUGGUUUUGGAACGGACUUCCAGAAUUGAUUAAGUUUGACAACCAAGGUACUACUGUAUUGCGUUCAGUUCUCCACCUUGAGAUCAGUGUGGAUGCAUUGGAAGGAGUUCUGAGGAGGACAUCAAAGAUGGUCACGGAGUUGAAAGCUAAUUCUAUAUAGAAGGUUUGACGAAACUGGGGAUUUAGCUUGGAGAACAGGAGACUGAGAAGGGAACCUGAAGAGCGGUCAUAUUCUUUUCUUUAAUAAUAAAAACACAAGAAAAGCAACAACAAUUAGCUCAUUAACAAUACAGUAAAGCAAUGCAUCCACAUUAAUUUAUGCAUACAGACUGAUGCAUGCCAUCUGAAUGUCUGAAUAGGGGAAGCUGAGGGGGUGCUGCUGACCACUGGAAUCCCCUGCUUUUAGACUCACAGAAUUAUAGAGUUGGAAAGGACCACGAGGAUCAUCUAGUCCAACCCUCUGCAAUGCAGGAACAUUUUGCCCAACAAAAUAUUGGGCUCGUUGGAUGGUUGCAAAGAGGAAGAGAGGAAUCCCAAUGCCUGAAGCUGCCCCUGUUUUAGCAAGCAGCCCAUCUCUCCUAUUUGUCGAAAGCAUAGAUGGGUUAGAUAUUUUCUGAUGUGAACAUAACCACCCCACCAGCAUCUUAACAGCACAUCUUCUGCACAAAGCAGAAUGCCAAAGCUCCCAUACUACAUCGGGCCAUUUUUAGUUGUGUUCAUCCUCUUGCCAAAGUACUUGUUCAGAACCAAUAGGAAAACUCGUAUUUGAGCUACCUCAGGAGCAUAGGGAAUUACUAGGAGUGCCCCAUCAGAGGAUCUCAGGUGAUCAAGGUAGAACAGUGCCACAGUUCUGUACUUGAUUUAAUGCCAGUGAGAAGGAAUGGGGGGGGGGGGGAAUCAGUAGAUUUCUCUUGUGAUUUUGUGUUAUCUGUGAAAUACUGACACAAUCAAAUGUUUGUUUUAUGUGCUUUGUAAAUGCACUUUACUUAAAACACUGCAUGUGGAUUUUUUUUUGUUUUCAGUUUCGUUACGCUGACUGUUUGGAUAAGUUGCUGAUGAUAUUAGGCACCGUCAUGUCAGCCCUUCAUGGAGCCUCCCUUCCUCUCAUGAUGAUUGUUUUCGGAGACAUGACAGACAGCUUUGUUAAUGCAGCAAAAUAUUUCCCUAUAAGUAAGUGCUAUCUUAGGGAGCAAUCAUUUUUGAAGUUUUCAUAUAGUAAAUGUGUGCUUCUGUUUUUUCUAUUAAAAACAUUUUUAACGUGGCAACUUUGGAUAUAAAACUGGGAGAAAAUAAAUAAUUUGCUAAGAAACAGAAGCCAGAACAGCUUCCUCAGGUCUCUGACUUCCCAGCUGCAUCCGAGAAAAAGAAACAGAAAAUUCUUGCUUCAGCUCGUUCUUUGGUCCUGUCUAGGUCAGCCUUCGAGGACUUUGUCCCCUCUCUGUCUUUUGCACUGAAAUUUCCAUCAGUCCCAUCUAGCACCAUCAGGCUGGCCUAGGUCUAACCUUGCCACCUGUUACUGCUGACUAGGCAAACUCCCUGACCUGCUUUCUUCCCUUCAAGAGUGGCUUGACAUAUUGAAAGGGGAAAUGGCCUAUGGCCUAUGGGCUACUUUACAAAAUAAAAAACAGUAUCACCCUUAUAGUUAAGAGCACGUAGUUAAGCUCUUAAGGCAGGUGCUCAUCAAUUGCCCUGAACAACUACACUUCAUUAGGUACAUUUUUAGGUCAUGUCUAAGGAUGCACAUUUGCUUAGAAGUCUAAUUGAACUUGAUUAAACAAAUGUCUGAUUAAAAUGGAAGACUGGACUGCAUGCUCCAUUUAUUUCGUGGGAAUGACAUAUCUAACACCUUCAAAACUAAGCUCAUGUUCAUUGCAAUAGUCAAUAAAACCUGUUAUUUGGUUGUAUAUAAGUAUUUAAUCAACUUACAGUAUCUUGAAAUAAAAGAGAAGUGCCCCUGUUCCAAAGUUCUGCAAUCUACAGUCUGAAAGUGUGCACAAACUGUUCUCUUUUAUACCAUACUGGGGUGUGAAAAGCUGUUUCUUAAUAUAGCUAACUGCUUAUUUUGUUAGGACAGUGAGUCUUUUGAAUUAUAUUGGUUUUCCUGGAAGCUUCUCUCCAAGGAGAAUAUCUAGUCAAAAUGCUAAUAGCUUGCAAUUGAAGUCUAUUCAUAUCAAACUCAUAAGAGAGUUUAUUGGGAGAUGGAACAGUCAUUCCCUUAAUUAAGCUCUUAAGGAAGAAACAGCAUCUUUAGUAUUGAUUUAAUGAAAAGAUGGAACUAGUGUGCAUUCUGUUAAUAAAGCCCUUGAAGAAAACAAGAAGUAUAAUUUGCACUGAUUUAAUGAAAAGGUGGCAUCUAGGGGCGUAUUUAGUAUUCUUUUCUCAUAUUUUGGUCUUUGUUACUUACCCUAAUUUCUCUUUCUCAUCUGUAGUCCUUUAGAAAAUGUAACUUUUUUUAAAAAAAUGAUCUAACUCUGUUAAUUACAUUGAAAAAUGACUUGUCCAAGGUUCUUGCUUUGCAAUCUUGAAUACAGUGUCUUAAAAAUUUAUUUUAGUUAUUUAAAUGCAAAGACUGAAUUAGAGGGCCCUAAUAACUCAAGUAAAUGAUGCAGAACAACACAGAGGCUCAAAGUGUUUUUUAAAGAAGGCAUUUAACCCAACUUACUUUAUUUUAUUUUAUUUUUAAAAACAGCAUUACUUAGUUACACACACACCACUGCUUAUUUAGUACCUACUUGUUUAUGAAUCAGUUCCUGUAAUGAUAAGUGUAUACAUAUUAUAUAUAUCCUUUAUAUCCACAUGCAACUUGUGGUGGCUUAUAUAGAGUUCCUAGAUGCCUCCCCAUCCAGGCAUUGACCAGACCCAGGCUUGCUUUGCUUCAGCAAGGUGUUUGUUUCGUGUACCUUUGCACCAUGUCCUGAAACCACUUAUCUUUAUAGCUGAUCAAUUGUCUAGCUGAUCUUAUAGUUUGUUGACUCAACUGGCCUCUUCCUUUGGAAACCAUGCUGUCUUGGUUUCAAGGAAAAGCACUGCAGAAUAGGAACCAUGGGAUUUCACUAUGUUUGGGGUCUCUAACGUGGUGACGAUGGGCACCAUGCUGGUUUGAGGAACCCCUCCCCAUUAAUGCCAAGGUUUCCAGCCACUUCCAAUUAGGGUGGGUUGUUUGGUUGAGGGGUGUUGCUUACUUUUUUCUCUCUGUUUGAUUUGUUUUGGGGUGCCUGUUUGUGGUGGUUUUUUGGGGGUGUGGAAAGUUUUGAGUGCCACCUGUUUCUCUAUGGUGAAAUGGCUGUUUUGUGGUGCCCACAACAGUUUUCUGGGGGGAAUUCCCAAUGUGCCCAGGUGUCCAAGUAGGCUAGGAGCCCCUUCACUAUGGGAUUAGAAAAUACAGUAGCUGAAGUUGUGCAGUGUUUGAAAUAAUGCUCCUGAUAAAUUAACCGUAGAAGCUUCUAAGGUGAUAAUGGUGACUGAGAGGAUAUAUCAAAUUCAACUUUUUUUUUUCUCUCAAAAGGACCUUACAUUCACGUUCAGCUAGAAAAAGUAAAUCAGUUUCCAGGAGGAGAAGAGGGAAGAGCCAGAAAGGAGGGCAGCCUGAGACAGUCACCCAGAUAUGAGCAAAGGACAUCAGUGGGGCUUUGCAACUGUUCUGAGGUCCUAACAGUAAAGUGACUGAGAAGUGUCGCUCUGAUCAUGGUCUGUCAUGGAUGGGAAAUAGGCUGAGCUUUACCAAACAACAAGCAAAAAUGAGUUGGUAGUGUGAUAGUGCUAUCUUUAAUAAUAAUCACUUAACCUUUCCCCCCAUUUCCUUUCAUUUAGGUAACGGAUCUUUAGUUAAUGCAUCUCUCCUUAAUAUUUCUGAAACCCUGCAAGAGCAAAUGACAAGGUACCUUUUUAUUUUAUUUUUUAAGGCAUUUUGAUCAUUACAUAUACCGGUAUUUUGUUCCGUAUCUCAGAUGUCCCUUAAUAUAACAAGGCAGGUGGUGUGAGCCUGGAUACAGUAUGGCAGUAGUUUGAAAGUCAGCUUGUGGUCUGAAUAUGUUUAACAGGUAUCAAAAAUCUUAACAGUUGCUUGAAGGAAUCCGGCUGACCCUCAGAUAUUUUGCUGUCUGUGGCAGCAGUGCCCUUCAUCCCCUUUCUAUGAAUAGAAGUUAGCUAGAUCCAUGAGUACAAGUUGGCUAGAUUGAUGGUGGCAACAAGAAAGCACCUUCUACCACACCUGUGGACAACAGGCUAGCAUAAGGAGUAUUGAGCAGGCCAGAUGGUACUUACAACUCUGCCCCCUUUCAGUACCUCACUGCCAUUGGCUCCCAUUCCUUGCAUUUGUUGCUUGAGGCAACAGCCUCACUCUACCUAAUGGUAGGGCCAUCCCUGGUAGACCUUUAUGACUGUACUGCAGUCUUGAGAGCCAUGCCUGCGUAGGUGUGGUUCAGUCACCCAGAAUGGUGGGAGGAAAGCAUUCCUGUGCAGAAAAAUGCCGCUACCAGUCAGGAGAACUCCAGCAUAGUCUCAGAACAUAGUUUGGUAAUCAUAUUUAUUUAUAUAUAUAUAUUACGACUCCCAUGUUGAGCACUGUCUCAGGGAUGUUUUCCACAUGGCUGGAGUAACAUUUAAAACAGUUAAAGCCUAUUAAGCUCUCCUUUCCCAUUUCUUCUCCCUUUUUGCCUUUCACCCUCUCCCUUCCAGUUACCUUGUGAGCUUCAUUAUGAAUGUGAAUACAAGCCUUAAUGCUAAUGUGGCAUAACUCAUUUCGUAUACAUAGUUGAAACUUUGGCCUCUUGAAGGCCCAGCCUGUAUGUACAAAGGGCAGAAUGCAUCCUGGAUGAAAGCCUGAACUUGUUUGCUUCUGAAAUCAAUCUAUCAUUGCAAGCGCAAUAAACUAUGUCUCCUAUGAUAGGAGAAAAAAAAGAAAAGCCCAAGUGAUUUCACAAGCACAAAAGACUAGAGUUGAAAAAUGUGUAGGGUUGUCACUGUACGUGUUAAGUAGGCAUGCCAUUUCCUUCACAUGCUCUGUCAAAACCUCACCUUUCAAUGAGGACAUCUCACUACAAUGAACUCUUGCUGUCUUGCACCUCAGCUGCUUCAGGAUUUAUACCCUGUUAUUUAUGUAUUCCUAAACAGGGGUGCCAUGGCCCCAGGAGCAAAGUUCUUGAGGCAAUGCAAACCAGGCAACCCCCCCCCCGAUGACCCCACUGCUUCUCUCUGCCCACCAAGGGCCACGUCAGCCUCUUGUGCAGGUGGGCAAGUCGGUCAGCAUAGCUCUGCUUUGCUGCUUUGGGGGUGGGAUUGCCCUGGUGGCGUUGACAGUGAGGGCUGGGCUGGUGCCUCCUGCCCGCCCCAUGAGCCCGCAAACUAUGCUAUGCCACUGCAACAAAGGUACAGUGGUACCUCGGGUUACAUACGCUUCAGAUUACAUACACUUCAGGUUACAGACUCCACUAACCCAGAAAUAGUACCUCGGGUUAAGAACUUUGCUUCAGGAUGAGAACAGAAAUUGUGCUCUGGUGGCGUGGCAGCAGCAGGAGGCCCCAUUAGCUAAAGUGGUGCUUCAGGUUAAGAACAGUUUCAGGUUAAGAACGGACCUCCGGAACGAAUUAAGUACUUAACCCGAGGUACCACUGUAUUGUUUUAAAGGGCGCCCCCCCAACUUGGUUCCAUAAACUCAACUCUAGUGCCCCCCUACUCUACCCUAUAAAAAAGCAUUAUUCAAAAUAUAAUGACCCACUAGCACAAUAAAGAGUACAAUAAAAUUUGGAAUAAUAACAAUUAAUUGUACAUUUAUUCAAAAUCCAAUUAAAGCUAUUUAGCUUAAUUAACAAUGUUGAUAAUUAAUUCAGCAACAAUGGUAUCGCUGGUAGUCAGUGAUUAUGAGACUUUUCAAAGUCUCAUAAUCAUUUACACCUCCAACUCCCCACCCUUCUCCUUUGCCUCUUAGUGCAACAAGCUAAGAUCACUGAAAGGAAAGUAACAGUUAAUGACAUGAGGGCGGAGGGGAGAGGGGGCAAGCUUCUUGUCUGGAGGGGGUUUACUCCCUUUCGCCCCCUUCUGGAGCCACCCUUGGAAGUACAUCUUCAAUUAACACACGUUUAAACUAUGGAAACUGCUACCAUAAAAUGUCGUGAUUAAAACUGCAAUCCUAACUCUAUUUACCUGAACCCCACUGAAUUCAAUAGGACUUAAUUCUGAGUAGGCAUGAUUAGGGUCGCACUGAUAGUUGGCAAACUCAACCUCAAAUGGCACGGAAAGGGAAUUGGAGAAAUUCAUGGGGGAUCACGUUAGCAAUCGCUCUAGUCGUGAGUGAAUGACAGUGCUAUCUCCAAUAUCAGAAUACCAGGUGGUGAGUCCCAGCUUCAGAGUGCCAGAAUGGUGUGAUGGUUAAGAGUGCUGGAGACAAGGAUUCAAAUUCCCACUCAGCUGCAAAGCUUACUGGGUGACCUUGGGCCGGCCACCAUCUCUUAGCCUAACCUACCUCACAGGGAUGAAAUGGGGGGAGAAGGAGAACCUUGGAGGAAAAAGUGGUAUAUACAGUAAAUGUAAAAAAUAAACUAAUAAUAAAUAAUAAUUAAUAAUUAAAUAAUAAAACUAUCACUUCCCUGUCCUGCUUGUGGAAUUCCCAUAGGCACUUUAGUUAGCCGCAGGGGGCUGGAGGAAAUGCUGGACUAGAUCACGGUGGGCUCCAGCAUUGAGACAAUCAUUUUAGCUGCGCAUAUUGAAUGUAUUUUAUACUCGCAAAUGAAAAAUAUUCUUCCCAAAGACCAUUUUGUGAUGCUAAAGACUUGCAUGGCUGCCCUUCUUGAACUUGCCUCUGCAACAUUGUGCUUUCAGAUAUUCAUACUAUUACUCAGGAAUAGGAGCUGGUGUCCUUAUUGCUGCCUAUGCUCACAUUGCAUGCUGGACACUGGCAGCCGGCCGCCAGAUCAAGAGAAUUAGGCAACACUUUUUCCAUGCUGUCAUGCGGCAAGAAAUUGGAUGGUUCGAUGUAAACGAUGUUGGGGAAUUGAAUACUCGUCUUAUAGAGUGAGUAUAUCUAUUUAAUACGUGGCUGGUGUAUUUUCUUCAAUAGAAAACCAAAUUUUAAUUCUGUUACUGGCUUGAUUAAUCCGCGUAAAAAAAUUGUGCUCGUUCCAGAAGCUGCAGUUAGUGCAGAAUGCUGUGGCACAAUUGCUGACUGGAGUGAGACUUUGCUAGCAUAUAGCACCUGUGCUCAACUGGUUUCUAAUCUGCUGCCAGGUGAAGUCCACAUAUAUAAAUUAGCCCAUAACCACUUUGACCAGUUUAUCUGUGAGAUCACCUUACCCUAUAAAUGCCGUUGUGACCAACUCAAUCUGCGGAACUGGCACUGUACCAUGUGUUACAUAAUACCAAUCACGCAUCUGGACGACCUAUACUUUGGAAGCCCCUGUCUAUUGAAAUCAGGAAGUCAUCUACACCGUACUCUUUUUGAUGCCUACUAAAAGCAUUUUUUUUAGACCCAGAUUUACAGAAUGCUGAUGUGUUUUUAGUUUACUGCAGGUUUUGAUUUUCUGAAUGUUUAAUUGGUGUUUUUUUUAACUGUUACCUUGUUUUCUUCUUUUUGCAAAGCACUUCAAGGUUUUCUACAUACAAGCAAAAUAUAAAUUUUAUGAAAUAAAUAAAAGCAAGAAAGCAAGCAGAGGUUCCUGUAUAUUGGUAGGGUUUUAGGUUUUCAGUUUUUAAAGUAGAAUUGCCCAGCUUAAAGUAGUAUUAAAGCAGAGAGGAAUAUUAAAAUUGAGAAAGAGAGAAAAAAUUUGAAUAAGGGAAAAAGGGCAAGAGGUUUAGGGUCCAGUGCAAAAGACCUAAUGGGUUGUAUCCAAUGUAGCACUAAAUUAAAGUCACUUAAUGGUGUAUUUGUUUCUCGGGUGAAAUGUUUUGCGGCAGUGGGAUUCUGUUGCACAAGAGAGUGCAUAAGCUGGUUGCUGGUAACUUUGUUGGCAAUGACUGCUCACCAUUCCUGACGUCGGCGGCUUUUGUGACCCACGGGGUCACGCCUACCUUGGCUGCCCGUUGCUCCUCCCCCUGGGCCGUCCCCAUAGGCUGCAGGGCUUCCACCUGACCUGCACCAUCAGCCAAUCCGGGGGCGGAGCUGGGAGCCAGAAAAGGAGACUGCUGGCAGCGCAGGUCAGCCAUUUCGGUGCAAUCUAUUGCACAAAGAGUUUCUCCUAGUGCAACUGCUGCAUUGGAUUCCUCUGUUGCGCAGCAUUAAAAUGCAUCUGCCCACUAGCACAAGGGCCUUUGCACUAGGAAGGUAGGGAGCUGCUUUAUACUGAGUCCAUGUAGCUCAAUCUUGACCACACUGACAGGCAGCAUCUCUCCAGGGUCUCCCAGUCCUACCUGGAGAUGCCAGGGAUUACACCUGGGACCUCCUGCAUGAAAAGCCGACAUUCUACCACUGAGUUAUGGCCCUUCCCUUCUAGCAGAUACAGAAUGCUGGAUACAACCCCAUGUCCCGAAGGCCAGUCCCUAAUAAUGCUACUGCUGUCAACUGUGGAAGAAUAUUGUUAGUUCAUUGAAGAUUAUGCUGCGAUAAACCUGCCCUUAAAGUGUCCCAUGACUCUUGUAAAAUAUCCACGUAGAUCUGAAAGGCUUUGCAGGAAGGGGAUGGGGAUCAGAACAGAAGUAAUUACUUUUUUUACUUUCAAUGAAAACCUGUAGCAUUGGCAUUCGUAUCUCUGGGGCUAAAUGAAUAUUUUGUAGCAUUUGAGUUGUGAAUUCAGUAGCAGCGUUAACAGGAAUACCUUGUAGAAAUGCAUCUUGUUGGUUUUCCUGACCUAAAGUUUGCCCUAAUCGAUUUACCUUGAUUUGUUUUUAGUGAUGUCUCCAAGAUCAACGAAGGAAUUGGUGACAAAAUGUCAAUGCUCAUUCAGGGAGUAGCUACAUUUCUAACAGGAUUUAUAGUCGGGUUUGCUAAAGGAUGGAAAUUGACUCUUGUAAUACUUGCGGUCAGUCCUGUUCUGGGGCUCUCAGCUGCAAUCUGGGCAAAGGUGGGUAUAAUUUUGCUGAAAUGCUAGGGUACCAUGCACAUUAAGUAUUGUUCGGUUAUGACAACACCACUCUGGCUGCCUCUAAAACUUUGCUUCCGAUGGCUUUUGUGUUGAGCAGAGAUAACUAAGGUCAGCGAGGGCUUUUAACUUUCUGGCAAGCUUCUUUGCUUCCUCAUAGCAUCAGGUUAGCCCAGAAGCCAUGUUCCCUUCUGGGCAACAUUCAGAGGGAUGCCAGUGGGGGUGAGGCCAGAGGCAAACAUGGAUGGAGCAAUGAAUGUGAAUGUUGACCUUAGUUUCUGCUCACGCACCACACUAUCCUUUGUCCAGACAAGCAAGAGGCGAUGUCAAAGUUCAAGGCCACAUUUCAACUAGUCAAAAGCAUUUGGGAUGCAAAGCAAGACCAGUGAUGGGGGUGGCCUGGAGAGAGGUGGGACACUGUGGGGACGGUUCUGAGGGCCAGAUAGGGAGGCUUGGAAGGGCCUCAUUUGGCCCCUAGGCCUGAGUUUCUCUACCCAUGACGUAGAUCAGGGUUACCCAAACUUGAGUCUCUCCAGCUGCAUCCCUGACCACUGGUCCUGCUAGCUAGGGGUGAUGGGAGUUGUAGUCAAAAAACAGUUGGAGACCCCAAGUUUUGGAAAGCCUGACCUAGAUAAUUUCCACAAUAUGUACAUGUCUACAACAUCACUAUCACAUGAACAGCAUGUGAAGCUUUUCUGGGGGAGGGGAGUGUUGAGUGAUUGGGUAUUGCCUGUGUGGUCUCUCCAUUGUUGGCCCAUGCUUUGUGAAUAUUGAUUAGAAUAUGCAGGGACACAGAUUCUCGACCACUAUUAUACCACAAUUGUUUUGGAGCAUUGUUUUAUUUAAUAGGGAAGUAUAGGGGAAGGAAAAGAAGCGUCUCACACACAAUUGUAUUGGAUCAUAGCAUUGAAAUUGGCAAUGUCUUUAUCUCACAGGUCCUUACUGCAUUCACCAACAAGGAGCUUGCUGCAUAUGCAAAAGCUGGAUCUGUUGCUGAGGAGGUUCUCUCAUCAAUUAAGACGGUGAUGGCUUUUGGAGGACAGAAGAAAGAAAUUGAGAGGUCAGGUUAUGUUUUGUGGCCACUGGCUAUAGAUAUACACCUGGAUUAUUCUGUAUUUGACCUUUUCCAAACCUAGGGUUGCCAUACGUCCAGAAUUUCUCAGACAUUGGGAAGCAGUGACUGGAUGGAAAUUGCUAAAAAAUUCUGGGAAAAUCCAGACAUAUGGCAACCCAUGUGGGCAGUGUCAUUUUUUGUGAUUUUGCUUAAAAAUAGCUCAAAAGCUUCUUCUUUCUUUUCUGCAAAUUUGCCCAAAAGGGUCAACAACUUUGGCAAGAAAAAAACCCCAACAACAACUUUUCUGUCUGGAUUUUCACUGUUUGAAAUAUGGCAACCCUACCAAACUCUAAAUGAUACAAUCUGAACUCUGGCUAAAUGCCACCAAAAGUUAGUGAGCAGUAGGCCAGUAAUGCCCCCCCCCCCCCCGCUUGUUGAUGAUUUAAAAUGAGAAGGGCUAUAACUCAGUGGCCUGGAAAGUUGAGAUGCCUAUGGAGCUGCGACCCCUGGGCUUGCGGCUCCUGAUCCCUAAUUUAAACAUUCCCUAUGUAGCUACUCCUGCCUACAGGUAAUUGGCAGACAAGAGAUACCAUAUUUUUCAUUCUAUAAGACGCAUCAGACCAAAAGACGCACCUAGUUUUUGGAGGAGGAAAACAAGAAAAAAAAUACUCUGAAUCUCAGAAGCCAGAACAGCAAGAGGGAUCGCUGUGCAGUGAAAGCAACAAUCCCUCUUGCUGUUCUGGCUUCUGGGAUAGCCGCGCAGCCUGCAUUCACUCCAUAAGAUGCACACACAUUUCCCCUUACUUUUUAGAAGGGAAAAAGUGAGUCUUAUAGAGCAAAAAGUACGGUAGGUGGCAAACUGAAUUUGAAGUGAAGCCAUACAGUGAUCCUUCCACUGUUUCUGGCUUCUAGAAUGUCAUGUCUUGACCACAUCAUAUAGCACAGAACUUUCCAAACUUUUCCUGUUACUGACACUUUUUAGACAUGCAUCACUUCGCGACACAGUCAUUCAGUUUUACUUGCAAACUGGAGGUUAAACUAACCCCUUUCCAAUUCUGGAGCACGAGGAAAGUUUGCACGACACACCUACACACUGCAGCUGACACACGCGCAGCUGACACACGCGCCACACAGUUUGGAAAGCUGUGAUAUAGCAGAGGCAAUUGUGUUGACCAUUCAAAAUACUGUAGGGGCAAUUAUUGAACUAGGGGGUGUGAGAGAAUAUUUUAAAAGUUGGAAUGAUUGUGUUAACAGACAACUAUCUUGGCAUUUGUUUAGGACCUAACUGGCUAGUUGUUGUUUUUUGUUUUAGCAAAUUACAUAAAUUUCUGCAGAAGGAGUGCUCUUUUGGAACCACUAAACAUACAUUUUUAUCACUUCUGUGUAGGACUUUAAAAUAUAUGUACUGUACAUAGAUAUGUUGACUACAAAAAAUAUUUUGUGUGUGAAUGGACUGGGUAUUUUCAAAGAAAUUCCAGCAAAAAUAAUUAAUAAAAAUGGGAGAGAAAAUGCAUUUUCCUAUCAAUUGGAGAUCAUAUAAUUCAAUCAGGCUGCUAUUUUUCUUUCAGAUAUCAUAAAAAUUUAGAAGAUGCUAAAAAACUUGGAAUUAAAAAGGCUGUGACUGCCAAUAUGUCCAUGGGGAUUGCUUUCUUAUUAAUAUAUGCUGCAUAUGCAUUGGCUUUCUGGUAUGGAACUACCUUGAUACUGGAUGAAGGUUACAGCAUUGGGAAAGUCCUGACAGUAAGUGUUGGUGAACAGCUGUUCAGUCUUCUCUCCAUAAAGGUAAAGGUAAAGGGACCCCUGACCAUUAGGUCCAGUCGUGACUGACUCUGGGGUUGCAGCUCUCAUCUCACUUUAUUGGCCAAGGGAGCCGGCGUACAGCUUCCGGGUCAUGUGGCCAGCAUGACUAAGCUGCUUCUGGCGAACCAGAGCAGCGCACAGAAACACCGUUUACCAUCUCGCCAGAUGCUUGACAUGCUUUUGAACUGCUAGGUUGGCAGGAGCAGGGACUGAGCAAUGGGAGCUCACCCCGUCGGGGAUUCAAACCGCCAACCUUCUGAUCGGCAAGUCGUAGGCUCUGUGGUUUAACCCACAGCGCCACCCGCGUCCCCCCCACCAAAAAAGGGACAUAUUCUGCACUAAAAUUCAGGAUUGCUCAGAGGCUAAGUGGGUCUUUGUGAUGAAUGAUGAGGCUCUGUACAUUUCACUACCUAUGAACUGUCAUGUUGGUAGAUGCAUAAAAGCACCCACAAAAUAAAUAAAGUAUUGUAUUUUUUUAUGCUGCUCCUCCUCCCAAAAGAGCUAAGGCUGCCAGACAGCAAAACUAUGCCAUUUUGGAAAAAACAUUGGCCCUGUUUGCUGGGGCUGAUGGGAAUUGUAGUGCAGAAGCAUCUUGAGGGCCAAAGGUUCCCCACACCUGGUCUAGACCAUACUGAGCUAAAUAGACCAAUGGUCUCAGUAUAAGGCAGCUUCCUAUUUUCCUCCAGGCUCUGGGGAGUCCUUGAGCAAGAUACCCUCCAUGUGCCAAAUUCAGCAGGUCUACCACCUAACUGCAGUAGAUUCCAGGAUGUUUUUGUCAGUGUGAACCCAUGCUGGGAUUGUGGGCUGUCUGCAAAUGUCCAACCUUGCCAACGCUUGACACUGUCCCUGUCUGCCACUUUGAGAGUGUACCUUUGGACCAGUCUGUUGGUUCAUAGCUUUGCUUUGCUUUCCCCCUUAUCCAAGUCUGUGAUGACUUGGUCUGCUUGCUCCAUCGCUGCCUCAUUUUCUUCUGUGUCCCUGACCUUGCCUGAACUUUCUACUUCAAGUUCCCAGGCCAGUGACGCCAAGUGCAUCCUGGUUUAUCCCCUGACACAUGCGCUAGCUUCCUUCCAUUGUGCAGCUGAGCAUUGUGGUGCUAUGCUCCCCCUGCCAAUUUAAGCAAGGAGGAGGAAAGGGGCUGUAUAUUAUGAUUUGGGGAGGCUCCGCAUAUCUCUCAUUCACUUGCUGGCACAGCAUGAAAAGGCAUAAUUUUGGGGGCAGGUGGGGGAGGUACACAGUGUUUUUCAUCCCCUCCCCUGUUCUGCCGUCCAAAAUGUGGAACCAGGCAUUAGGAAAAAAUUAAUGCAUACGGAGCUGCUCUAGGCCUCAUAAAUAAUGCUUUUAGGCACAGAAGGAUUUUCCAUAGAUUUAGCAGAAUAGUUGGUUUGUGGCUUGAUAACUUGAGUGGAUCCAGAAGCAUCAUCUCAAGAUAAUUUUCAUUGGUUCAUUGGGCACAAGCCUAUCGGGUGAAGGCCCUGGGCCUGGUGGCUGUGAGGUUGACUUUAGCGCCUGAGCACUGGUGCAGGUUUCCACUGUGGGUUUUCUAGAAUAGGGUGAUCUUUCAUGAAGCAAGUGACACAGAGUUGCCUGGUGAUACUCCACUAUUGACAAGGUUAGCAUGGCAUUUUAUGCAGAGAGAAUCUAAAAACACUAUUUUGCAGUGGAACUUUUUCCUUGUACUUAAACCUUUCCCUGUGCUUAUACCUGCUUGAUCUCAUUAAAAUUGGAUAUAAUAUUCUCUGGACCGCAUUAUUUUUAAGGGGACAGCAAAUCAGGUUGCCACUGGAUUAUGUUUUGUGUUGUUGUUGUUUAUUUGGAAGUGUAACAUGCUUUCUAGAAACAGUAAUUACCAAGGGCCUGCCGGGAGCCUGAAGGGCUCUCUCCAUUUGGCUUGGGGUGGGGCCUGACAGGCUCCAUAGAGGACUGCUGCUGCUGCUGCUUCUCGACAGAGAGGGCUUCUUUUUUAAUAUUGUUUUUCUUUUUUAUCUAUGUCAUUUUAAAUUGUUAUUGAUAUUAAUGUUUUAGUUUUAGAUUUUAUGAUUUAUGUGGAAAUGGUUUUCCUUUUGGUUGUGCACCUUUUGAUGUGUUUUAUUUAUUGUUUAUGACUUUUGUUAUGUUGGUAAUUAUGUAAAUCUUGUCAUGUUGUAAGCUGCCUUGAGCCUUGUUUUAACUAUGGAAAGGCGGCAUACAAAUAAAAUGAUGGUGGUGAUGAUGAUUUACUUUUCAGUAAAUAUGCUUAGAACUGGGCUUUUAGAAGUUCCUUGGGAUUUCUCUGGAUUGCACUCAAUCAGGGAUCUUAUCAGAUAUUUAAUCCUCAGUACUUUUUACUGAGCUUUCAUCCUGAUUUGCACAAAGUUUGUGGGGAGGGUGUUUAAUGCUAGCUACUUAUUGAGAUUUCAUUACAGUAUUUCUAUGUGGGAAGAUUAUGCGAUUGUUAUCCCAUUAUUUUUUUUUUUUAAGUGUAUUUCCUCAUUACUUUCUAAUCUUUUUAGUGGGUGGAGUGACCAACAUGUCAAAUCCGCUUUAAUUAUGCAACCUGUGUUUGCUGGUAUGCGAUCCCAUCUGCAAAAACGAUAAUCUGGAAGCACCAGUCAGCCUUUGUUAUCUGCUAGAUACAUGUCUGUUUGCUGGAGAUCAGCCACAUCCCAGUUAAGGAAUGUGGAUCCUAUCUGGCAAAAAGGAUUCAUAAACAUAUUUUCUUUCUGUUUCGAAAAAUAUUCCUGUUUAGGUCUUCUUUGCUGUUCUGAUUGGCGCCUUUUCCAUCGGUCAGGUGACUCCAAACCUAGAAGCGUUUGCUAUUGCAAGGGGAGCAGCUUAUGCAAUAUUCAACAUCAUAGACAAUGUAAGCCUCUUUUUUAGAGCUUGAAAUGAUAGUGAGCCAAAACGUCUGAAAUCUGUUGUAAGUUUGUAGUCACCGCUGGCAGAGAUCUGCUUACCUCACAGGGUUGUUGUGAGGAUCUAUGGUUGCAAGGGAAAUCCUUCCUCUGAUGUUGGUGUUGGGAAGAAAUCCUCUCAGUGGAAGAUUUUCUUCCUGGCUAACAAUGGCCUUAGAUGAGGUAGAUGAGAAAGAGUUAAACCUCUCUUUCCCACGACUGUGUUCCUGAUUAAAAGGGGGAACUGUUUGUUGUAAAAGGGAAAAACUUGACAAGUUUGCUAAAGACAGUAGCAUCUAGUCUAGAUGGGUCUCCACUGGUGAUGAAGUGAACAGAAUCUUUACAUGCUAGCUUGGUAUCCAAAAUUUCACUUUGCUUCCAAGUUUCAGAAGAAUGAAACUGACCUGAAUUUGAUUUUUUUUAUCUUCUUUUCUUUUCUACAGGAACCUAAAAUUGACAGUUAUUCACCAGCUGGCUACAAACCCGACCAAAUUAAAGGAAAUCUGGCUUUCCAAAAUGUGCAUUUCAAGUAUCCUUCAAGGCCAGAUGUUCAGGUACUCUAGGAGUUAAAAUCCAUACGAGUUCCCACUUACCGCCAUUGAAAAUUUAACAUGUUUGCAAGUGUUAAGGGGAAAAUCAAUACACAGUCCGAAUGGUGUUUAAAAUGCAUAAUUAAGCACAGCUGUUCUAAGUGCUUUUGUAGACAUAGACUCAUAGAAUUGUAGAGUUGGAAGGGACCCAAGGGUCCUCUAGUCCAACCCCCUGCAAUGCAAGAACCUUUUGCCUAAAGCAGGGCUCAAAACCCUAUUGGAGCUGAACAAUAACUGAGUCCCACUGACCCCCGUACUGAAAGUAGAUUCUUCACACCAAUACAAAUGUUGCACGUCUUGGGUACAAUCUGCAUGAAAAUCCUUUUUGUUUGUGAGGCAUCCUCUUAUCAGUAUUUUUGCAAAUGUAUUUGCUGUUCAUUUUCGUUAUUAUUUCUUACCUGCCCUUCCCCAGAUUCUCCCAGGGCCAGUUACAGCAUAUAGAAACACAGUAGAAUUAAAACGACAAUAAACACCAACAACCCCCACCCAUAAAGACAUAAUGGUAUAAACACUGGGUUCUUUUGUGCUGUAAACUGUUAUCUAAUUUUUUUGAGCUGUAAUCUAAUUUUUUGAGUUUUUGAAGCUCAGUAAUGAAUGCUGGUUUUGACAUUUCCUGGCUUUUGUCCUUUAAAGCUAGACAAACACAGACAAAAAAGCACAUACCUCCAUAUAUGGCCCAAUCAGACUUGCUGUGAUGAAAUCUGUUUCAAGGCAAUUAACAUAAGAAGAGCCUGCUGGAACAGGCCAGUGGCCCCUCUAACUCUUCAUCCUAUUCUCACACUGGCCAACCAGGUGCCUGCAGGAAGCCAUCAUGCAGGAUUCAAGCACAAGAGCAUUCUCCCCUCCUGUGGUUCCCUGUUGUUGUUGUUUAGUCAUUUAGUCAUGUCCGACUCUUUGUGACCCCAUGGACCAGAGCACGCCAGGCACUCCUGUCUUCCACUGCCUCCCGCAGUUUGGUCAAACUCAUGCUGGUAGCUUUGAGAACACUGUCCAACCAUCUCGUCCUCUGUCAUCCCCUUCUCCUUGUGCCCUCCAUCUUUCCCAGCAUCAGGGUCUUUUCCAGGGAGUCUUCUCUUCUCAUCAGGUGGCCAAAGUAUUGGAGCCUCAGCUUCACGAUCUGUCCUUCCAGUGAGCACCUAGCAAUUGGUAUUCCGAAGCAUCACUGCCUCCAAUUACAGGUGUUUGUGUCAGGGAAACUUGCUGUGUCUGAUUUGUACUUAUGAAUGUGCUCCACUAUCGCUCACUUUUCUUUGAGCUUGCAUCAUGACUGUGCAUUCCAAGGACCUGGAUACUGCACAACCCUUGCAAAUAAAAUAAAAUUAUAGCAGCUCUCAUUGUGUUCCCCCCUCCCCUCUCAUCCAGGUGUUAAAAGGCUUGAAUCUGAAAGUUAACAGUGGACAGACAGUAGCCUUGGUAGGCAGUAGCGGUUGUGGGAAAAGUACAACUGUUCAGCUGAUCCAGAGGUUUUAUGAUCCUAUUGAAGGCAUGGUAAGAUACUUGAUCCAAAUGCCCAUAAACUUUUUUUUUUCCAUGAGCACUGUCAAUAUCAAAUGUCAGAUUAUGGAUAUUUUAUUUGACCUGGGUUUAAAAGUCCUGUAUCUGCUCUGAAGUAUUCAGAGUAAAUAGUGUCAGUCUUGCUGUUAAUAUUCUUCAGAUGAAAUUCUUACACUUGCUUUUCUUUAUAAUAUAAACUCAAAGCUAGUUAUGAAAGAAUUAGUAAAACACAUAAAAUGCAGUAAAAACAGUUGAAAUGGAGCCGAAACCUAUUUCAAACAAUAAAACCAAGAGCAGGAUAAAACAAUUCAGCAUAAAAACUGGGAGGCAGAACUCUGGGCUGUACAGAAUGAAAACCAGGAAAUAUAAUAAGGUCUUGGGAGUUCAACAGGAAGAGAACAGGACAGAACACUCUAGGGAUGAAGUUCCACAUCCGCACCAUGCAUCUCAAAUGCAUGGCUUCCCCCAAGGAAUGUAGAGUUCCCUGGAUUCUUUGGCGAGAGAGCCAUGUGCUUUAAAUAUGGGGCAGCAUGUGUGCUGCAAUAGAGAAGGUGGGGUUCAGAAUCAGUUGCAAGGCGAGUUUGUGAGAGAGUCUCAGGUCUCAAGUGGUAACAGCUCUUCUUCCUCCUAGACCUCUGCCCGCCUCCCCUCCAUUGUCUUACAACUUUUCCUGACAUCUCCUUCCCCAAAUCCAGCCUAAACGAACCAAAACUGUGUUUCUUUACAUCAGGGGUGGCUAACUCCCAGUUCAGGAGCAGAUCUAUCCCCUCCAACACCCCCCCAAAAAAAACCCCACCCUUCACUUAUUUUUAUGACAACAAAGAAGGAAAACAAAUAGAUGCAGUGGUGGGAUGGGCAUACACCGGUGCCUUAAUGAAGAGGCAAUUUACUCCUUUGCUAGUCUUUACAUUGAUAAUUUGAUGAGCAGGGAGGAGGCAAUAAUUCUCCCCUUCCCCAGCUGAUCUGCAUAGAUCAGCUGCGGAGGUGUAUGUGUGUCAGGGGCUGUGUAUCCUGUGUGUGCAUGUGAGACUGUGGGUUGGCCGCACCCACCAGUAGCACACAACCACCAAAGGGUUGGCCAAGGCUGAAUGCAGCCCUCAAACUGUAGCAGUGUGGUGUGGUGGUGAGAGGCUAGGAGCUGGGAGGUAAAGGUAAAGGGACCCCUGACCAUUAGGUCCAGUCGUGGCCGACUCUGGGGUUGCGGCACUCAUCUCGCUUUAUUGGCCGAGGGAGCCGACGUACAGCUUCCGGGUCAUGUGGCCUUCAUGACUAAGCCACUUCUGGCAAACCAGAGCAGCACAUGGAAAUGCCAUUUACCUUCCCGCCAGAGCGGUACCCAUUUAUCUACUUGCACUUUGAUGUGCUUUCGAACUGCUAGGUGGGCAGGAGCAGGGACUGAGCAACGGGAGCUCACCCCAUCGCGGGGAUUCGAACCACCGACCUUCUGAUCAGCAAGUCCUAGGCUCUGUGGUUUAACCCACAGCGCCACCCACGUCCCAGGAGCUGGGAGACCAGGGUUCAAAUCCCCACGCAACCAUGAAGCUCACAGGGUGCCUAAAGAAAGAAAUUUAGCCACCCCUGCUUUACAUGUUCAUGCCAUCCUCCUUGACUAGGCGGACUGUCUAUUUCCUUUUUUUCUUUGCUUUGUCAGGCUUAUCUCAAAUUUGUCUAUCCCUCUUCCACAAAAACCUUGCAGCUGACUACCACUAGUAAUAGGCUGUUGUCUGAUCCUGUCCCUAUCCAACACCCUCUCCCCUACUUUCCUGAGUAGAUAUGCCCCUUUCUUCCACUCCCCUUUUCAAACUAUGUACUAUACCCAUGAUAAUAUUUUUCCUUUUACUUCACACAUUCUUUUUAUGACAAUUUGCCAAUAUUUAUUCUGAGUUCUGAGUGGAACUCUCUUGUGCGAUUUGUGUGUGCUUCGUUUUAGAUUACCAUUGAUGAUCAGAAUAUCAAGACCCUGAACUUAAGGUACCUGAGGGAGAUUAUAGGUGUGGUGAACCAGGAGCCUGUGUUAUUUCAAACCACGAUUGCAGAAAACAUUCGAUACGGCCGUGAAGACGUCACCAUGGAAGAGAUUGAAAAAGCUGUCAAGGAAGCCAAUGCUUAUGACUUCAUCAUGAAACUGCCCAAUGUGAGAAAUUAGGAUACCCUCCUCUGCUUAUCUUAUUUUAAUGCCUUGUGUGAUUUUUUAAAAGCUGAAAUAAACCAAGCAGAAUGAAAUAUUGAUUGAGGGCUGCCUUCUCUAACCAGUGUUAGAGAAUUCGCUGGGUGUCAAGAUCCUAGUUUUGGGGCAAGUACUCUUUGGUGAGAGAACCCCAGGUUCAAUUUAAAAUCACAAGAUAUAUAGCAAAGUAAAGCAUGGAAAUAUAUGCUGUAAGAGCUUUAAAAUAUGCCCUUGUGAGUUCCAAAACAUCCCUCUUCCCUUAGCAUAGAAAAGACCCUGUGUUUGAUAAGUUUAAAAUGGGUUACUUACAAACUCUCCAAAGGUCAUGUUCAUGUGUUUUCCAUACACCAGUCAGAAAACACAGACAGCAAAACUUGGCUUCGUUACAAUGGUGGAAGUUCAUGAAUUGUUGGUACAGGAACUCAAGAAUGGCUUAUAAAAGCCAUGUGGUCUGAGCUUAGACCACAUCACGCUGAGCCACUCAAGUAGACAGAAGAGGAACAAUAGGCUUGAUUGCUCCCUCCUCCCAAGGUGAGGGGGUGUGCCUAGCCAAGCCUGGCAGGAAAGCUUACUCUACGAUGUUAACCCCUUCAUGCAUCAAUUAGAUUUAAACAUGUUGGUUAUAUGAGGCUUGGUUUUUUUAAAAUGUUAUUUAUAACUUUCCCAUAAUUUCAAUAUAUACAGCUGUGAAUACGUUUAUCAACCCAAUACUUCUAAGCUUCCCAUCCCACCCCUCCAUGGCUUCCCUUUUGUUCCUUGUUGUGCUGCGCCUCCUUUUUAACCACCCGUUUUCACUCUAAUCUCUAGCCCAGUUGUUAAUUACUGCUUCUCACACACCAAAUCCUGCUUGUAGAUUUACGGUAUCUGACAAUUAUAUCGUUUUUAAAUAAUCUACGAAUAGUUUCCACUCCUCCCUCAGCCAAGUCUCGUCUUACUUGCUGAUUUUAGUUGUCAUGCUGGCCAGUUCUACAUAUUCUAUUAGUUUAUUUAACCAAUCCUUUCUUGUUGGAAUUUCUUGUUCUUUCUAUUUUUGCACGUAGAUGGUUCUUGCAGCUGUAGUUGCAUAGAGAAAGAGGUUGAGUACCUUCUUAGGGAUGUCAACAUUUGUUAUUCCUAAUAAGAAAGCUUCCAGAUUUUUUGGGAUUGUUGUCUUAAAAAUAUUUUUGAAUUCUCCAUAAAUCAUAUCCCAAUAUUUUUUGGCUUGCUUACACAUCCACCACAUGUGAAAGAAGGUACCCUCGGUCUCUUGGAACUUCCAGCAUAAGUUAGAUCCUUUUUUAUACAUCUUGAUGAGCUUGCUAGGGGUCAAAUACAAUCUAUAUAUCAUCUUUAAUAGAUUUUCCUUUGAGGUAUAGCACGGGUUAUAUGAGGCUUGUUAUCCAACCCGGUGUGCUCAAUAUAUUGUUGGACUAUGGUGCCCAUCAUCCCUAACCAUUGCCCAUCCUGGUUGGGGCUGAUGGGCUUUGUAGUUCAAAACAUCUAUAGGGCAGCAGGUUAGGGAAGGCUGCAGCUUUUUAAAAGUCUCACAUGGAGUCUGGAAGAAGAAUUAACAGUGUUUCCUAUAUCUUGGGGGAUUAUUUUUUUUUAAAGUUAAAGGUUGAAGGUCUUUAUUAUUUAUGGGCACCAUGCACACAAUGCUUCACAAAGCAACACAUGCAAAAUCAGUGCGAGGGGAUUGACAAAGACAGGGAAGAAACUUGGAGGGUGAAGGUAACAGUGGCAUAAGUGUGUGUUCCCGGGAAGAGGAAUUUAUUGUUAGACCACACUGGGAGUAGUUGUUGGGGUGGGUGGGUAGGGAAUAGAGGACUCCUAGCAGCCCUCAGCACCUGUAACAGGCUACGGCUCCCAGAAUUCUUUGGGGGCAGCCAUGACUGUUUAAAACGAUAUGAUACUGAUUUAACUGUGUAAUACCAAUGAGGCCUGUGUGCGUUAGGGCUGCCACUACUGCUAGCAAGAGAUUCACUAAAACAAGGCUUUUUUAAAUAUUAAAAUCAGUUGUCAAAGUUUAAAUACAGGCCUCACGUUUUAAUCUAUUUUUUUAAGUUCAAUUGUUAGAAAGGGCAGUGGUUCAAGGGCAUCCUGUGAACUGAGAGUUAGUUUAUUUUCACCUUCCUGUGCAUCUUGGCUAUAAGGUCUAUUUUCACACACAUUAUUAUUAUUUCUCUAAAUAUAGAUGAACCUUCUUAGGCAAAUAAACAACCCAAAAAUGUUUCUUGAAAUGCCUGGUGCUUGGUGCAAGUAUUUUUCUAGCCACUGAACACAUGGUGUGUUUUCAGCAAGCAAAACACACAUAACACGCUUGUAAAUUUAUUCAAUUAUUUAGACUAAAUUUUCCAGGAUGACUUAAGGUCUGUGCCUCAGAAUUCCUAAGUAGAGAUGACCUUCAUGCAGGAAGGGGUGUGCAAUGUCAGUGUGGACAUGUGUGUGUGGAAUAAACACAUGUCCCCUCUUAGCCAGCCCUCUGCCAGUGGUGGGUGGAGCCAAAACAUGAGUGGGUGUGACCAAAGUGGACAUGCUGGCCACACCCACUCUUGCAUUGGCCCCACCCACUAUUAGCAUGCAGUCCUCAUCCCCAAGAGCUGGCCAAGAGAAAAUGCCAUCUGUGGGCCAAAAAUUACUCCCUAACCCUGAUAUAAUAUAUCAGGCCAUAACACCAUUUAUUGGUUCUGAGCUGUUGCUGGGUUUUUUCCUGUUUUGCAGACAUUUCACACUAUGGUUGGAGAAAGAGGAGCCCAGCUAAGUGGAGGACAGAAGCAAAGGAUAGCAAUUGCCCGUGCUCUUGUCCGCAACCCCAAGAUCCUGUUGCUGGAUGAGGCUACGUCAGCUUUGGAUACCGAAAGUGAAGCUGUGGUUCAGGCAGCAUUGGACAAGGUCUGUUUCCCUGAGAAAACCUUGCAUAGUAGAAAAUGAAUGGUUUACAAAUAACUUAAGAUGAAUAACAGGUUUCAUUAUGAGAGCAGCGAUCUCAUUGCAUGAUGGGCCUUUCCUGCCUCUUUCUCUCCCACUGACGUGAAAGGGCAGCAAAGUUUCAGUCAUUUGAACUUAUUGUUGCAUUUAUACUGUUAGGGAGUACAGUGGUACCUUGGGUUACAGACGCUUCAGGUUACAGACUCUGCUAACGCAGAAAUAGCACCUUGGGUUAAGAACUUUACCUCAGGAUGAGAACAGAAAUGGCGCACCAGCGGUGCAGUGGCAGCAGGAGGCCCUAUUAGCUAAAGUGGUACCUCAGGUUAAGAACAGUUUCAGGUUAAGAACGGACUCCAGAACGAAUUAAGUUCCUAACCCAAGGUACCACUGUAUAUGUAUGGGAGGGGAGGGGUGAAGAACAUGUUGUCGUGCUCCUUCUGGGGUAGUUUGUCCAUCUUUGGUCCCCACCACUCAGCUCUCACCUGUGUCUCCCAGAAGCUGUCAACAUGCCACAGCGACCACACCCCAGGAAAUGGCUUUUGACUGGCCAGCUGAACCAGGUGAUGGGUCUCAAACCCCUAGGGAGAUAGGGACCUCCCCCUGCAUGCAAAGAAAGGCUCUGACAGAUUGAGUGGACAAGACCAAUAGUGGGUCCAACAGACAAUCAUGCGGUUUCUUCAUGUGCUAUAGAGGGAAGUGAGGGGCAGAUGGGGCUGGGAAAGUAGCCCGUCUAGGAGAAGGAAAACUCUGAUCCUAACCCUCUGCUGCCUUGUGGCUAUACUCAUUGGCGAGAAAGGCUUUUGGAGUAAACCCAUGCCUACUGCCUUGUGGGAUAUCUUCAGGAGAAGAAAAGGCUAAAAAGUAAACACUGCACAAAUCCAGAGUGGAGUCCCUUCUGGAGUCUCCCUACAGCCAAGCUGGUGUCAAACAUAUUGCUCUGAUUUCCUUUGGACCACAUCAGCAAGGCUGAGGCAGGGGCUGGGCCUUGUCAUUUGGGCAGCCCAGGCUUGCAGCUCAGAGAGGUCACUUCUGUGCUGCUAAUCAGCAAAACCUAUCUGGGAGCAGUUACAAGUUACCGGCCUCUGCACCACAGGAGGCACUGUGAUUCUCCAGCCGUUUGACGUCACCCCUGGAGGCACACUCCCUCGUCUCUUAAGAAAGAUGGAUGCCAGCUGCUUGGGACAUGGGAUUUUCUGCCGCAGGAGCCAGCCUUGCACUUUGAUUUGGAGGGUGGGCAUUUGCUGCUGCACACCAGGCAGCAAAAUCUGCCUUUGCCCAGCCCUACCUGAAGGUCAGGGAACCUCCAUGAAGAGCCUGUGAUGAGUUACAGCAGGGGACUGAAGUUGGAGGAGGGAAUUGACAGAAUGGAGGGGUCUUCCUCACGCCAGCCUCUCUAUACAGGGCACUCUCUUGGAUGCCAGCAAAUACGCUUAAAUGCAUUUCAAAAACAGAUACAGUGUUGUUUUAAAAGGGAGCUGCUUAUAACGAUCUGGUUGUCUUCUGUAUGCAUAUUUCGGUUUAGGAGAGGCAAUUAAAGCAUGCCUCACUUGAAAGUGAAAUCGAGAAUAUUGAUUGUUUUGAAGGAUGGAUAGGUCACCAUCCCAAAACAGAGCAGGUGUGUUGUAAUCAGUAUUGACAGAUCCCUAUGGGAAUUGCAGAGAAGCCCAGGAGUCGGUUCCAAAAAGCCUGUGUUCCUGCUUUUGUUUCUGGUGUUGAAAGCUAAAGGGGGACUGUGGGCAUGUGAGAUAGGGAUGGGAAGCGCUGGUGCAAUAUCUGGUUAAUUAGUUACCUUCCCGGGGUUUCUAUGGAUUGUUCCUGGCUGUGAGGAAUGUUAACUCAAAUUAAAGAUUAAUGAGCAGGAUAACCGGACGCCAAAAGGUUUUAGCACAAAAGUAAUGUAUGCUAAAUAGUACACUAAAAAAAAAAGACUUUGAAAGCUGGCUAGGCGCAGCUAACCAUCCUUUCACCUCUUCCUGGACCAGAACCAGAAAAGGCUUCAGGUCAAAUCAGCUCAAUGUCAUGCAGUGCGUUACUGAAUUACCUUGUGGAAGAUCCAAAUUCAGCUCCAUUCCUGGGUGUGCCACUCUUUGGCUGUACUUGGGCUGAUCAGUUGCUCUCUUGCUGAGUUCCUGUUGAGGUCAAAUAAAGAUAAAAAUAUUUUUGUGCACUGGAAGAGUUUGGCGCAAGUGGUUUUAAACGCAACAGGUGGUGCAUCUGAGCGUGUGCAGACUACCUUUCUUCUGCUAAUAAACCGGGAAGAGGGCAGAACUAAGUCACGAUGACUGUGUGAGAGAUCCUUAGAAACUGAAGAAUCAAAGCUCGGUGAUACAAAAGGUGUUGGAUUCAAUCCUCCUGCCUGGAACCCUGAAGAGUCACUACCAAACAGUACAGAAGCCUUUUUCCUGCCAAGCGUCUCAUCCCCACAGAGUUGAUCUUUUGAGGACUGCGUAGUGUUGGUGAAUGGGGUCAGAGCCAAAAGUGGGUGGUGCUGGCUCCCCUUUCACCUCUCAGUAUCUUUCUGCCACUGCCCUCUCUGAAACAUACUUUCCCAUCUUUGCUUUCCCUACUUGCUGCUUGUAUGAAAUUAGGACAAUGCCUCUAAGGCUGCGUUCCCUGUGAUAGACUGUACUGGGGUAGAAAGCUUCCAGAUGCUAGUCCAUCCACGUACCAGUGGCACCAGGUUCCCUCCAAGAUUGAGGGAGGGGGCUGGUGCGUGUGUUGUCAUGUGUGCAUCGCCUGAUAUCACACGUCUCCCGACACUGCACAGGCCAGUGCAGGUGCACCGGACCCCCUCAAUAUUGGGGUGGGGGGCUGGACCCCCUUCAAACAAAUACUGAGUUGGUGUGCCUGCUGCAUUCUGACUGCUUUUUCUUUGUAAUUUUGAGCAAGGCCCAUAGCUCAAUGGCAGAUCAUCUUAGAGAGCUACUGCCAUUAAUAAGUGUAGACUGGGCUGCCCUUGAUGGAUUAAAGUCUCUGUGUAAGACAGCUUCUUAUGUUCCUUUGCCAAGUUAAUGAAAGCUGUAAAAUGUGAUGCAAAGACCAAUGUUAACUGAAUCUGAAUACGUCUCUUUAGGCAAGGGAAGGUCGCACAACUAUUGUAAUCGCUCAUCGGUUAUCUACAGUCCGCAACGCAGACCUCAUAGCUGCUUUUGAAGAUGGCUCCAUCACAGAGCAAGGGACACAUAAUGAGCUCAUGGCAAAGAAAGGAGUUUAUUUCAAACUUGUUAAUAUGCAGGUAGUGGUUCAUUUCUUUUCUUUUCUCCCCUUUUGCCACGUUGGCAUAUAAGUCCUCUUGAACUGAGUUCUGUUCCUAUUCCUCCCUGUGGCCCAACUCCACCAAGUCCUUUGGGAACUGAUGCUGCAAUGCAACCUCUUUUCCUAUAUGCACAGUCCUAGUGACUGUCUAUGACUGUCUAUAUUUAAAUAGGUUUACUUUUUAUAUAUAUAAAAAGUCAUAUGUGUAUUGCUGUUGUUUGUGGUGUUGUUACUUGCGCUGAGCCUUUGGGGGAAGGGCAAGUUAAAGGUCUAACUAAUUAAAUUUGAAAGUUGUGCCAUUUGUAAACAAAAAAUCAAAAAACCAAACUGGACUUGAUACAGGCACAAGUCAUGUUUAAUAUAUUGAGUUUUUAUUGUUCUCAGUUCAGUGUGUAUACCAUAUUUUUCCGUUUAUAAGACACCCCCAUGUACAAGACGCCCCCUAUUUUUGCGGCAACAACCAAUCGGCAGUCCACCCUCGGCACUAUCCGUGUAUAAGAUGCCCCCUAAUUUUUGAUAUUAUUUUUUAGGGAAAAAACCUAGUCUUAUACACGGGAAAAUACAGUAAUUCUAUAAACAUUUCACACCAGCAUUUUGAAAUCCAAAUCUCUUUCAAAACUUCUGCUCUCUUAUUUUAGUCAAUUGAAACUGAGGUUCAAUCAGAUGAAAAUGAGCUCAUUGACGGAAAAGGCAUGUCAAAAGAGGCAUUAAAAGACUUCUUUGCAAAUGGAGUGCGACGGCGUUCGACCCGCAAGAGCUUGAAAAGGCCAGAAGAGCAGGACAAAGACCUUGAGGUCCAAACUGUUCAGCCUGUAAGUGUCUCGGCUUUAAAUUGCAACAGUGCUAAUUGUGCUUUGUGUGUACACCAAAGUCUGAACCACAGAGCCUAGGGCUUGCGGUUGGCAGUUCGAAUCCCUGCGACAGGAUGAGCUCCUGUUACUUGGUCCCAGCUCCUGCCCACAUAGCAGUUUGAAAGCACGUCAAAGUGCAAGUAGAUAAAUAGAUACUGCUCCGGCGGGAAAGUAAAUGGCGUUUCCCUGCACUGCUCUGGUUCACCAGAAGCGGCUUAGUCAUGCUGGCCACAUAACUUGGAAGCUGUCUGUGGACAAAUGCCAGCUCCCUCGGCCCAUAGAGCGAGAUGAGUGCGUAACCCCAGAGUCGUCUGCAACUGGACCUAAUGGACCUUUACCUUUACCUUUGUACACCAAGACAUGUGCCAAGACUUGUUUUCAGGUCUGCAUCUUCCUGUUCCUGGCUGAUCUUAUUUUCUUCUGCUUUUCUUAUAUGUUCCUCUAUGCAGGCUCUUGCUCUGAUGACCCCUUUGGUUUUCAGGGCUCGUCUCCUACCUUACCUGCAUCCCCAGUAGUUUCUCCCCUCCAUAAGAGUGGCUCUUUUUGUGGAUACACCUGACAGCCUUGAUUUGGUGGGGGUAUCCCCAAAGUCUGAGCCUGAAUGCUGAAGGAUAUGUGUCUGCGGUUCACACUUUACAAAUUUGUUGAAGGAAACACAUGCAGCAGCAAGCAGAAUGUAAAAUGUGUAACCGCUCUCAGUUAAAAGAUCUUUCUCUCUCCUUUUUUGAGACUUUCCUUAGUGAAGACCCAUCACAAAGUUUUUCUAGAGUCACUUUGGGUCCACCAGUUGAUUUCUCUUCAUUUAAGGGAAGGGUCAUAAUCCAGUGGUACAGGUUUUGUGUACAGAAAGUCUAAUAUGCAGGUUAAGAAUGGGUGACAAGAAUUAGCUCUGCCCAAUACCCUGGAGAGACUGUGAUAAUUGAAAUAGACAAAGGUCUACAGGGAGCAAACAGAACCAUGGGCGUUUUCUAGAUCAACACCAUAUUUCCUGUAAAAAGAAAAGCAACAAGUAUAGAGAGUUUAUGAAUGGAGGCCAGAAAAGGGCAGAGAGCACUGCAUAAAACAUUCUCCUGUGUUCUAGAAUGAAAAUUUGCCCUCAGUUUCAUUUCUGAAGAUCAUGAAGUUGAAUGUGUCCGAAUGGCCUUACUUUUUGGUGGGAACGUUUUCUGCAAUCAUCAAUGGAGCGUUGCAGCCUGCGUUUUCAGUCAUAUUCUCUGAAAUCAUAGGGGUGAGUAUAUAGUAAGUUCUGUCUCUGACAUCCAUUCCAAAACUACAUUUAAAUGUAGAAAACAUUCAGGCCAGAAUUGAGCCUUCAAUAGAGAAUUUGCAUUGAGAAACUUGGAUCUGUGUAGAGGGAAGAUUAGGGGGCAGUUCUUCUAUAGCAGAAUGUAGGUGAAUAUUAGUUGAUGGUAUGGAUGAUGGUGAAUUUCAAUUCAGUUGGAAAGGUGCCUGAUUUGCAGUUUCGGAAACAACACAAGGACUGAAAUGCAACCAUCCUUUGAAAUUCACACAUCUCUGAAAUUUGGAAUGCAACGUUGCAGCCAAGUAAUGUGUACAAAAAUGCAUUUGGUAGGAUAAGGUAUGCCUAAAAAUGCACAUGUCUGUGAAAUGAGUUUAUUAGGCAAAAUUGUAUACAGAUGUGGGAUUAUUAGGGGAAAUUCACACUAAAAUGCUGAUGAUUUUUCAUGAGGACUUGAAAAAUCAACACCCACAAAAUUAUGUGGAAAUGUGGAUAACUAAAAUUAAGAUUGGAGGAAUCAAAAACUGAGAGAAACCAAACCCGACAGAUUUUCCCAUUCUCAAUUGGGGAUUACUUUCACAGAAUGCAAUACGUAGUGCUUGCUCUUAGGCACUUCAAUGUCCCCAUGGAGAUUUACAUACUACAGUCAUACCUUGGGUUACAGGCGCUUCAGGUUGCGUUUUUUCAGGUUACGCACGCGCCGAAACCCGGAAGUACCAAAACGGGUUACUUCCGGGUUUCGGCGGUUGCACAUGCACAGAAGCGCUAAAUCGCACUUUGCGCAUGCACAGAAGCGCCGAAUCGAAACCCACGCAUGCGCAGACGCGCUACUGAGGGAUGCAAACGCUGCGGGUUGCGAAUGUGCCUCCUGCACGGAUCACGUUCAUAACCUGAGUGUCCACUGUACUCCUGUAUUACUGAGCAAAUGAUUGCUCCUACCUUUUUGAACCUGUUCAUAAAAAUAUUUCCAAACUGCCUUUUGGCCCUAACAGCCCACCCCCGCAAGUCAGUGUACCCAAAAUAUGUGUGUUAAACUGCCUUCAGACCAAAUGUUUCCUCAUUUAUUUAGGCAAGCUCAGAAUUGGCCUUCUCACUCAAAAUGAACUCAGUUUCUUGAACAUCAUUGGAACCUGCUCUUAACUGCCCAUGUUUUGAAAGUGGCUUGCCAGUCUUUGCUCAUGACUACUAUUAUAGAGUCUAAUAACAAUGGCAAAUGCAGACUUGGAAGUCACAAAUAUACAGUUUCUCCAAUGGCCCAAUAACAGGAAACCUCCUUCUGGGAGCAAGAAUUGAUGUAUUUUUUAGUUACAUAUUUUCAGUGUAUGUCUGUCUUGUACUAUUAUAUAGUCUCAGGAGAAACAUUGCAGCACAAUGCAAAGAAAAUCUAAGUGAGCAAUAUCUACGCAGAACAUUGUUUUUAGGGUUAUUGAUAUGUACCAGCUAAUUAAUAACUGAUAAGCAGUAAUUCAUCUGUUUAGAGAUAUAUAUGAUUUUACUUUUUAUAUUGCAUAUUUUACACUUAAGAGAAUGAGUUUCAGUACAAGUAAGCAAGGUGAAGUAUUUAGAGAUAAGUUAAUGAAAGAAAAUUAACACUGAGAUUACUGUUCCAUAGAUUUUUACACUGAAGGAUCCAGUCAUAGUACGAGAAAAGAGCAAUAUGUAUUCAUUGCUAUUCUUAGCCCUUGGGGUUAUAUCCUUUGUAACAUUUUUCCUUCAGGUAAGUUGCAUUUGCUUUGUUCUUAAUUUGCAUUUGCUUUGGCCAGAUCCUGAAAGUAUUCAGAAACUCACAGAACUAUUGUUUGUUUUUGUUUUGAAGAGGUGACAUUACUUUUAAUCCAAAGAAUUUAGAUUAAUUUUUGAAGAAGGACCAACAUAGUGUAUUUAAUUCUAGAGGAUUAUUUAGUUCCUUUGUGUGCAGAACUAUAUCAGACAUCUUUCAAAUUCACAAGGAUCACUGUAGCAAAUUUGAAUUGACAGAUGUGCAGAAUAUUGAUUUGCUGUUGAAAUUGCAAAACUGCAAAUAAGGCAAAAUAUUUGAACGCAACAAUGUUUUAGGUGUGCCCGGCAUAAGCUUUCCAUCAAAAUAUCCACAAUUACAUCAUAAGCAUAUCGGAAAACAAAACAAGUUAUUAAUGUCAGAAGCCUUGGUCUUAAUACAUUGGCCUGAGAGCUUCAUCAUAUAUCCUGUAAAUUCUAUUUAGACCCUGAAUACAGAACAGUUCUUCUAACUACAGAAUAAGGCCCAUACACUUGUCAUGGGAUUCUUCUGGCAUUUCCAGCAAGAGUCAGUAGUUUGAGUCUUGAAUCUCAAAUUAAGUACUGGAAAAACAUUCUUGUAGUAUUAUCAUAAACUGAUGCAAUGCUUGUGUGGCUCAAAGAAAAUAGAUAUUUUGCUUUUGGAAAACAUUGUGCUUGGCUGUCAUGCCAGUACAACUUAUUUUGAAUUAUUCUGCCCAUAUUAUACAUUGUUGUGAUUUCCUUCCUGUUAUAAGAAAGCAAUAUCCGCUUGAGCCAUACGGCUCCAGUAGUUUCAGCGAAUGGCAUGCUCAGAGAAUUUUGCAGCCUAGUGCCCCAUUGCAGCCCAUUCAGGAACUCAGAUCAAGAUCAGAGGAGUAGAGACUGAAGUGGGGAAGGAGCUAAACACCAAACCUGUUGAUCCCUCUGGCAGGAUGAGUGUUUUCUCCCAAUGCCUUAUUGUUCUUGUUAAGCUGGGGGCGAACAUAUCAGACGACACAGCAAUUCUUCCAAAGCAGCUCUUUCUUUGUAAGCUGGAACAGAACUGAACUGAGGAGCGCAUUCAGCCUGCUUAUAUAGAGCUCCAGAACAAUUGUAACUGUUGCAGCUUUCUAAAACUAUCCAAUCACUGAAUGUCACUUUCGAUCCUUCAUUUGCACACAAACUAUCCAAUCACUGAACAUCACUUUCGAUCCUUCAUUUGCAUAACUCUCUACAGUAUCCCCCUGCUGGCCCAGGGUGAGAACUUCAGUACAUAACAGUUCUCAUACGGAAUGCAAAGUAGCUAAGUUGCUUGUACUCUGGUUUGCUUACAUACAUACAUACAUACAUACAUACAUACAUAAUGUUAUUUGUAUGCCACCUUUCCAUUGUUAAAACCAUGCUCAAGGUGGCUUACGACAUGAAAAAAUACAUAAUUGCAAGCAUAACAAAAGUAGUCAUAAAUAAUAAAACAUCCAAAAGGACACAACCAAAUAAAAAAAAAAUGUUUUUAUAUAUGCUGUAAGCUGCCCAGAGUGGCUGGGGCAACCCAGUCAGAUGGGCGGGGUACAAAUGUUGUUGUUGUUGUUGUUGUAUUAUUAAAUCAUAAUAAGGUAUAAAAUAAAGAUACAAAAAAGAAUAUCAAAACUGGCAGCAUCCAAUUAUGCAGGAAACCUUCUCUUUCAGGGUUUCACCUUUGGCAGAGCUGGAGAGAUCCUUACAUUGAAGCUUCGCUACAUGGGAUUCCAAGCAAUGCUUAGACAGGUAUUCUAAGGGAGAGAUUUGUUUGCUUUAUUGAGCUAGCGCAGGAUAAAAACUGAUUUCAGUUUUUAUCCUCUCGCUAGCCCAAUAAACGGGUUGCAAUAUUGAACUGUGCCAUCACCCCUUCCAACAUUGCAAUAAACCAAUAAUCCACGGCAAGUUUGGGAAAUAUGUGGCCCUUCGGGUGUCGCCGAGCUGCAGUUCCCAUCAGCCCUAGUAAUAUGGUCAGGGAUAAUGGGAGUUGUAGUUCAGCAAUAUCUGGAGGGCAAAAGGUUCCCCACACCUGAUCUACAGUUCACAUCCAAGAAAAUCACCCAAGUAGUUCCUUUCAUCUGGGAGGGGGUUGAGUUGUGUUCCUUGAACAGCAACUUUCUUCAGUGGUAAAUUGCAUUUGAAAGUGUCAAAACUAAGAAGUCUAUAUGGCAUGGAGAUCUGAUGUUCAAAGAAAAAAAUUACCCAUACAACCCCUUAAUUAGUUGUAUUACUCUCAGCCAACAUGUUUGGAAACCUCUGAGCUCAGAAACCACAAGAGCGUGAUUGACCCAAUCUGUCUAUUUAGAUGCGGGGGGGGGGGGGGAGAAAUCUGUUGACUUCGCUGGGUUUUAGGAAUUAGUUACUAGGUGCAAGACUACAGCUCUACAAAUGAAUAAUGACCCUAAUUAAAUAUAUUUUAAAAUAUCUUGCCCUCCAGAAUCUGAACAGCAAAAACUGGAUUUGCAAUGCUAUUGUAGCCAGGAUUGUGUUGGUAUCUUAAAAUGUAUUGUGUAUUUCUAGGACAUUGCUUGGUUUGAUGACCCUAAAAACAACACUGGAGCGUUGACUACAAGACUUGCUCUUGAUGCUUCUGAAGUAAAAGGUGUAAGUAAUACUCAUCUGUACCCUUCCCCCAAUUCUCAUUCUCUUGAUGAUUCUACGUAGUUGUGUUGUAGGCUAUCCAGUGCAACUCUCACGCCUGAGUUCCACGUGCUAACUAAGUUUGUACGUGGCACUAAACCAUAUUUUAGUCAUUUCCAGUUGUGUAUUUCAAAGACACUGCCAACGAGAGAUGACUAAAGCGAGAGGCUUAAAUAGGCUGCACUCAAAGGCAACUUGGUUGGGUUCUUGCGCAGUUGGAAAGUUUAUCAAUAACUGUGAAGUAGUUUUGCAGAAACCCUAGACAUAGGCAUCACUUCUGAGAUGUUGAACUUGACUUAGAGUUGGGUGGGCUGUCCAGUUCUAGCAAAGCUCUUGAGGGAAGCAGGGGAACAAUACGAGAACAUACCCUGGACAGCUCCAAAGUGGCCCUUCUGGCGUAAGCUUUCUUUUCCUAAGGCAGCUACAGAAAACUCUCUGUGAUUGGGGAUAUAAUAGUAUUGCAGGGACACAUUCUCUGAGUUAGAGAAGGAUAGCAGGACUGUGUCCUCCAGAUGAAUAAGGAAGGGUGAUGAAUAAGUGCCUGGCAGUUCUCUUCCCCCACCCCCAACAAGGAAGUAGCCUGAAUCUCACUCUCCUCGGAGUAUUCCUCUUCUCGCUUCAACCCCCAUUGGCUCCAGCCAGCAUGACUAGUGAUCAAAGAUAAUGGGAGGUGUAAUUUAACAACAUAUGGAGGUUCCUAGGUUUUCCAUCGCUGAUUUAGAGAAACCAGCUUCUGCCAAGUUUCUCCACUCACCUCUUGCUUCUAGGUCAAAGUUUCGGAAAAAAUUUUUUUGCCACAUGCUUCCUUAGCCCUUCACAGAGCAAUGCAUAGUUUCAGGGGCAGCACUGAAGGGUAUGAUGAAGCCUUUGGAUGAGAGAUACUAUGGGGUUUCUGUAAUAUUUACUUAACUUAUUUACUCCAUUUAUAUGCUUUCUCCAAGAAGCUCAGGGCAGCAUACAUGGUUUCCCACCCUCCCUCCCACCCACCAUUUUAUCCUCCCAAAAGCCCUGUGAGGUAGGUUAGUCUGAGAUACAGUGUGUGGCUCAAGGUUUUGUUACAAAUAUACAAACAGACUAUUUUGGAGACAGUGGGCAGCAAAUAUUCUAACCUUGCAUCAGAUUGUCAGAACAACUUUCUGUACCCAAAGAUACUUCGUCUUCAGUAAGUGUGCAGCAAUUUGCCCUACAUUCUCCCUCUGUUCCAUUCUUCUCAAUGGAAAAAACCUGUUGUACUGUUCUGCCUUGUCCUACUAGCUGAGGAAUGGCAUGUUCACAAACUCUGGGAGGCGUUGUACUCCAAAGGCCACAGAGAGAUGUUCAGCUAUCAGGAACACCCCCCCCCCCCAAUUAAUACAUUUUGUUUUCCCCUCCUUCAUUCAGGCUACAGGGGCCAGGCUAGGCAUGCUUGCCCAAAACAUUGCUAACCUUGGGACAGGAAUAAUUAUAUCAUUGGUGUAUGGCUGGCAGCUGACCCUCGUCAUCCUGGCUGUUGUGCCACUCGUUGCCAUUGGAGGACUCAUUGAAAUGAGAAUGUUGGCUGGACAUGCCAGGAAAGAUAAGAAGGAACUUGAAGGUGCAGGGAAGGUAAGUAUCUGCUAAACCAUUCCCUCUGACAGCAAACACAGCUGGUUGAGUGCCACCAGAAUUAGAACCAAAACAGGGGUGCUGAGAAACAAGAGGAUGGUGUCUGACCUUCAUGAGACUGAAAACCAAAGAAGAGGCAGAAAGAAAGUGAGAGGAUCCUGCACUUUCCAUACCCUCUCCCUUCUGCAGGGAUCAGAGUGCCAUUUUGAGCAAAGAGAAGACGUCCCACUAUAGUAGACUUAUUGGGCUGUGACUGGUUCUUGGAAACAAUUAUGCACUGGUGCCUGUAACUGCUCCUGGAAGCUCAGCCUGGAGCACUUUAGAAUCAGUGGAGAGCCACCCUGUAAGAGUGUGCUGGUGUUUUGCUCUUUAGAGCUCUUUCCUCAAGAAAAGUCAUACUUGGGGAAACUUGUUGCUUUCCCACUAGCCAGUGUGUUUCUCUCUCUUACAGAUUGCAACAGAAGCAAUAGGGAAUAUCCGAACGGUUGUUUCCCUUACUCAGGAAAUAAAAUUUGAACAAAAGUAUGGAGACAGUCUGCAAGGACCAUACAGGUAACAGACAGGGAACGUUUUGAUCAUCUCUUGAAAUGACAUGCCUAGGAUGUUGCUGUUAAGUCUUCAUCCAACUUCUUAAUUCUCAGGACAAUUACUUCUCAAGUUUGAGCCAGACUUACACUGCAGUCCUAACCAUGCCUUCUCGGAAGUUAGUCCUGUUGAGUAUGGUGGGGCUUAAAGGUAAAGGUAAAGGUACCCCUGCCCGUACGGGCCAGUCUUGACAGACUCUAGGGUUGUGUGCUCAUCUCACUCUAUAGGCCGGGAGCCAGCGCUGUCCGGAGACACUUCCGGGUCACGUGGCCAGCGUGACAAGCUGCAUCUGGCGAGCCAGCGCAGCACACAGAACGCUGUUUACCUUCCCGCUGGUAAGCGGUCCCUAUUUAUCUACUUGCACCCGGGGGUGCUUUUGAACUGCUAGGUUGGCAGGCGCUGGGACCGAAUGGCGGGAGCGCACCCCGCCGCGGGGAUUUGAACCGCCGACCAUGCGAUCGGCAAGUCCUAGGUGCUGAGGUUUAACCCACAGCUUCCAAGCAAAAUGGUUUAGGUUGCAGUCUUAGUCAUGCCUAAGAGCUCAUUCACUCUUCUCUAAGUAUGACUCAGCCUGGAUCCAAUCCCAAAUGUUUUGUCAUGAGUUCCUUCUGGUGGCUUGUUCAAGUGGUGCCCAAGCAGUCUUGCCUUUGCCUCUCAGGUGCUACCCUUGAGAAAUACAGCUGCCCAUUUGGUGCAAGGGAAGGGUUGCUGAAACUGCUCUCAGAGUUAUGAGCAAUCUCGUCAAAUUGUAUAGAACCUACUCAGGUCUUGUACAGUUUUUGGAGAUACAGUCUUCCUAAGGCAGAUGCAUUUUAGAGCUCCUGGUUGUGCCUUGGAACAAAGACUUUUUGGAUAUCUGUUACAAAGAAAAUUAAGACAAUUGCAGGAUCUGAACGGCCAUUUGUCCAAAUAAUUAUAUAUUGUUAAAAUCUUAUUCAAAUCAUUGUUUUAUUAUAAGAUACUGAACUACUAAUUCAAUUCUUAACUGCUGCUUGCAUAGCUUUAAGCUUCAAAUGAAAAAAAGAAAACCUCUGCUACUCUGGAUGAAUGGCUUUUAAGAGUGGCCCUCCAGACCUCUCUGCCUGGCCCUUGGAACUCUCUGAGGCCACACCUUCUCUCUGCAAGCCACACCUCUCACUGGUCCUGUUUUGCCUCUGAUGCAGCCUUGCCUGGCUGCAAGGUGUCCUUGAAUCUGAUAAUACUAUAGGAAGAAAACGUUUACAUUUAUUGCUUUACCUUCACUGGCAUAUGGUCUCUGGAAAUUUGCCCAGAACCCAGAAAAAGGUUCCCCACCACUGGUGUCAUUAGUUCUGAGACUGGCAAACAUCCAGAGCUAAAUUUCAGAGUCCUGGGCAAGAUUUACAAGUUAUAUUGAACCCAUAGCUACUCUUCAAGUCCAUAGUAUCAAGGACAACUUACCUAUAUUUGCAUGCCAGUUCUGUGCAUAUUCCUGCCUCCCCUUCCAGCAGCAACCAAUGAUGUGAUCUGUGGGAAAUGUGAGUGGCAGGUAGGUGGUUGCACUGCAGCAGGGAUAUCAUCUAGCUGGCCUUAUGGCUCUUUCAUAAGAGAGCCAGCGUGGUGUAGUGGUUAAGAGCAGUGGACUUGUAAUCUGGUGAACCGGGUUCGAUUCCCUGCUCCUCCACAUGCAGCUGCUGGGUGACCUUGGGCUACUCACAGUUCUCUGAAGUCUCUCAGCCCCACUCACCUCACAGAAUGUUUGUUGUGGGGGAGGAAGGGAAAGGAGAUUGUUAGCCGCUUUGAGACUCCUUCGGGUAGUGAUAAAGCGGGAUAUCAAAUCCAAACUCUUCUCUUCUUCUUCAUAUUAUAGGCUGUUGCAUCUCAUACAGAGCUUCCCAUGUUUUAUAUUGAGAUGGCCGUAAUGUGUGAAUCAACACACAAAUAAGCAAAACAUCCUUCAUCUCUUGUUACAGGAAUUCCUUAAAGAAAGCGCAUAUCCACGGACUAACUUAUGGCGUUUCCCAAGGCAUAAUGUACUUCACCUACGCCGCUUGUUUUCAAUUUGGUGCCUUCCUUGUGGAAGGGGAAUACAUGGAUUCUAAGAACGUUUUCUUGUAAGAUCUCUGCUGCUUUUCUUUUUUUUAUUGGGGUUUAAAAGAAACAAACUAUCAUGAAAUCAGCAGUAAUAAAGGUGUGGAUUUUCCUGCAUUUUACGAGGGGUUGAGGUUGCAUUCUCAGCUGAUAUAUGGGCUGGAUCAGGCUGGAUCUAUCUCCUAAAUUGAAGCUGUGCAAUUGAUGGAGGAGAACUCACGCCUCCCCAGACAAAACUGGCCUGUUGGGUGUUCACAUGUGGGCUCUAUGCACUUAAAAUCCAAUGGCCCUGGACCUGAAAUGCAUACUCUGUACCCCAAAGCCAAUAUGGGAAUUAAUGGUUUCUUUGGAGGUCCACAUGCUGGGUUUUACAUAUGUAUGUCAGAUUACUGGCCCGUUAGGCCAGGGGUGGCCAACCUGUGGACCUCUAGAUUGUUGGACUCCAAUUCCCAUCAGCCCCAGCCAUCAUGGCCAACAGUCUGGGACAAUUUGUAAUCUCUCAUCAUCUAGAGGGUCAUGGGUCAGGCACCUAAUCUGGUGUAAAAUUGUCUAUUUUGACUUGCAAAGACUCCCUGGGGUCUUAGGCAGAGGACUUUCACAUCACCUGCUAUCUACGUCUUCUAAUGGGAAGUGCCGAUAGUUGAACCUAGGACAAGUGCAUUGGUAAAGGGGCAAAGUCUUGUUCCCCUUGUUGCAUGUAACCUUCAUCAGAGAGAUCAAAAUAAAUGCAUUACAAAAAUGGAAGCAGGGUGAAAUUUUAAAACUGUUAUUAUUAUUAGUAAAAAAUUGUUUGCACUUCUAGGGUAUUCUCAUGCAUUGUCUUCGGUGCCAUGGCGCUAGGACAGACAGCUUCAUUUACACCAGACUAUGCCAAAGCGAAGAUAUCUGCAGCUCACAUGUUCCAGCUGUUUGAGACUGUACCCUUAAUAGACAAUUACAGUGUUGAAGGACACAAGCCUGUAAGUUGAUCCCUGGGCAUUUUUAUAUUAAAGGUAAAGGGUAAAGGGACCCCUGACCAUUAGGUCCAGUUGUGGCCAACUCUGGGGUUGCGGCACUCAUCUCGCUUUAUUGGCCGAGGGAGCCGACGUACAGCUUCCGGGUCAUGUGGCCAGCAUGACUAAGCCGCUUCUGGCAGCGCACGGAAACGCCGUUUACCUUCCCGCCGGAGCAGUACCUAUUAUCUACUUGCACUUUGACAUGCUUUCGAACUGCUAGGUCGGCAGGAGCAGGGACCAAGCAACAGGAGCUCACCCCAUUGCGGGGAUUCGAACCGCUGACCUUCUGAUCAGCAAGUCCUAGGCUCUGUGGUUUAACCCACAGCGACACCCGCGUCCCUAUUUUUAUAUUACCUUCCAACAAAACACAGAAAAAGUUUCAGCACUUGAGUUUGUUUCCUUCUGGGUUUGAAGCUUAUGAGCAAUUCAUUGAUGGAUCCAGAGAAUUUGAAUUUGUGCCAUUUUCUUCCUAUUGAUGUAAUCUUAACACAUUUCCAUCGUCCUUCUCUGUUUAAAUUAUAUAUAGGCUUUGUUCAUGGUCCAAGCUCAGAUGCAGUUUUUAAUGGGCAUGCUGGAGACAUAGGGGCCUUCAGUGCUGAGUCAGUUACUGUAUUUUAUUGACUGAUUGAUUUAAAAGCACUUCUAAACCACACAACAUUUUAAAAAUCUCUGAGCGGGGUACACUAUGUAUGAUACAGCAACAGUAUCCAUUAAAAUGAAAAUACAACAUGAUGCCAAUGAAACAAUAUAAAACCAUAUAAAAGUAAAUAUGACAGAAAUUCAGGAAAUUCAUUCACAUAAAUCAGGGUCCAUUCUUAAGAAUCAAGGAAAGCCUGGGCAAAAAAUUAAGUCUUUAUAAGAUGCCUGAAACCACUGAUGGUUGAUGCUUCGUGCAUGGCAGAGGGAGGGACAUUUUGCAGUACGGGGGUAAUAGCAAAAAACGCCUGUUCUCGGGUCAUCGCCCAAUUAUAUUUUGGAGAGUGUGGUACCAUUUCCCCAGAUGAUCUAUGUGAUCUUACUGGUCUCUGCCAGUACAGGCCAUCUUUCAGGUAGCCUGGUCUACAUUGAUUCAGAACUUUAUAUGGUAAGAACAAUACCUUGGACAUGGCCCAGUAGCUGAUUGACAGCUAGUGUAGUUCCCACAGCACAGGUGCAAUAGAUGUACCUCCAGGUGCUCUGCUCAACAACCUAAGCCACAACAUUAUGGACCAACCCAGUGCAUUACAGUAGUCUAAUCAUGAGGUUACUGAUGCAUGAAUCAACAGUGUCUAAGCUACCCUUGUCCACAAGCUUGUGAAUCUAUACCAUACUCCAAGCAAUGCCCACUGUAGUCUUGGAUGGCCGCUACAACAAAGUGCCGUAUACAGACUUUGUAUUUGCAGUCAACUGCAGGGGGAAGACAUCACUCAUUAUAUAGAGGCCCAAGAGAUCACUUUCUGAAACAUUUGUUCACACAAGCAAGCAAAUACACCCAGGCAGAAAUGGUCCAAUUUCUUUUGAGUGACAAUAAUAGCUUUGUAACACAGAGAGAGGGUGGCCCUUUAUGCAAUAGCUGCAAAAAAAUAAAAAAAAUAUUAAAAAAAAAAGGAAACAUGAGUAAGAUGAUUCCGAGGUAUAAUCUGAAAUUAAACUGGAUUUGAGUUAGUUGGUUCUCUGGUAACUUCUCUUUUAUGUCUUGGAUGUUAUAGAUGUAUGAGCCGUAUUGUUUUAUUGGUGCUAUGGGUUUGUCAUGGCCUUUAGUGAGAACAAUAAACUUAUAUCAUUUAGUUUAAAAGCACAGUUCCCAUACCGUACUUGUCCUUCGGCCACCCAUCUUCUUGCAGGGAGCAGCCCUCAAUCCCAACUACUCCUAUAAAACACUCAGAUUUCCAGUUUUCAAAACCAUGUGAGAUGCAGAGAUGGAGCUGUACUUUCUCAUAACAUCAAGGGGAUGUUGCAAAUUCCUCUGUGUCCGCCUCAGUUCCACCCCUUCAUCCAACUAUUAUUGGCAUGUCCAGUCCACUAGGUGCUAACAUGGAAUUGCUCGGCCAUUUUUUCCUUUAACAGGCAGGUCUUGUUUAUUAUCAUUCCAGGACGACUUUGGCGGCAAUGUCGCAUUUAAGCAAGUAGCCUUCAACUAUCCUACCCGGCCUGAUGUCUCGGUACUCCAAGGACUGAGUGUGGCAGUAGAGAAGGGGCAGACCUUGGCUCUUGUAGGAAGCAGCGGCUGUGGAAAGAGCACUCUGGUCCAGUUGCUUGAAAGAUUCUAUGACCCCCUCAGUGGAGAAGUGGUAAAUUACUCGGCUGAGUUUUCCGCACAAUUUGAACGCAGAAUAUAUUAUGUAACACUCGUUCUCAUCAAUUUCAUGCCAGGGAUGCACCUUUUCACUUGCAAAAUGGGGCAAAGUUUGGGGCUGCAUACAAACCAUACAUUGGAGGUACAUGAGAACUGUAGUUUGUGAAGGGUGCUGGGAAUUGUAACUUGGUGAGGGAGUAAACUACGGUUCCCAGGAUUGUUUGCGGAAGCUUUGACUGUUAAAGUGAUAUGAGUGUUUUAAAAUGUAUGGUGUGUAUGUGACCUAUCUGUGAAAUAUUUCUAAUGCAUUAACACACUGCAAGGUGCUCUAAAUGCAUAGUAGUAGUAGUAAUAAAAUAACAACAACAACAAGAAUAAUAAUAAUAAUAAAUUAUUUAUACCUCGCCCUCCCCGGCCAGAGCCGGGUUCAUGGCAGCUAACACCAGUAAAAUUACAGUAGAAACAUAAUGGAGGGGGAAACCAAUUUAAAAAACAGGUUAAAAUGCAAUUUAAAAUGCAGCCUCAUUUUAAAAGUAGCUCAUAGAUCAAAACCAUAAGGGGAGGGAAAUAUAAGGGUCAGACUGAGUCCAAACCAAAGGCCAGGCGGAACAGCUCUGUCUUGCAGGCCCUGCGGAAUGAUGUCAAGUCCCGCAGGGCCCUAGUCUCUUGUGACAGAGUGUUCCACCAAGUCGGGGCCAGUACUGAAAAGGCCCUGGCCCUAGUUGAGACCAAUUUAACCACCUUAUGACUUGGGACCUCCAAAAUGUUGUCAUUUGUGGACCUUAAGGUCCUCCACAGGGCAUACCGCCAGCAUUUUUUAGACAGAUGUUCUGCCUCCCUGUUUUCAUUUUUGGAUUGACAUAUUUUUUUCUGUUACAAAAAGCAGGCAGCUCUCUCUGAAUCUGGGCUGAGAGUUAGGCAGUCACCUCUACUCUGCAAUGGCUCCUCAGUCUCUCUGCUCCUCCUCCAGGCUGCAGCCGGUACUGCAAAAAGCAGUUUCAACCCUGCUUGGAACUCUCAUGUCACUUGUCGUUGGACCCAGAGAGAAUGAUUUGCUUUAGGUGGGGUUGUAACCUGUGUCCCCCACCCCACCCCACCCCCGAGACUGUAGGACAACUCCCAUCAGGCCCAGACAACAUGGUCAAUGGUCAGGGAUGAUGCAGGCUGCAGUUUAACAGUAUCUGAAGAGCCAAAGAUUUCCUAAUCACUGACCUACUGCCACCUGGUGAAUUCCAUGACAAGAUGAUAUUUAAACCAUGGCUUUCCUGGUUCAAAGGUUGUAUAAUCCUGCUUACCUGAAUGAGCAGACAUGGUUAGGACUGCAGCCUAAGUCUUACCUAAACUCUCAAGUUUUCAUACGUCAUCAAAAUGAAUUGGAAUAGUGCUUGAAACAUCAGACAGUACUUUUAAACAACUUGUUAACUGUGCACUAUGUGUAACAGAAAUGUUCAUUAACAGUACCCUGCUUCAUAAAACUGACCAAGUCUUCUUUUUCCAGCUACUGGAUGGCAACGGUGCAACGCAGUUAAAUGUCCAGUGGCUGCGAUCCCAGAUUGGAAUUGUCUCCCAAGAACCGGUCCUGUUUGACUGCACUAUUGCAGAGAACAUUGCCUAUGGAGAUAACAGCAGAGAGGUGUCCUUUGAUGAGAUCGUUGAAGUAGCCAAAGCAGCCAACAUCCAUGCCUUCAUUGAUAGCUUACCAGAUGUAAGUGCAUAAGAACAUAAGACGAGCCUGCUGCAUGUAUGUACAUACACACUCACACUUCGGAAAUGUUGAUUGGAGAACUAGGAACAAAAAAUAAAACUAAAGUCCUAUUAUGUUGCUGGUAUAUCUAAUGGGGCUGAGAUAGAUAGAAGUAUAAUGUUAAUAUAAACCUGUCUUUAUUGGAUUGUCUAUUUUUUGCACAUAGAAAUACAACACUCCUGUAGGUGACAAAGGGACUCAGCUCUCUGGGGGUCAAAAACAGCGCAUUGCUAUUGCUCGUGCUCUCAUCCGCCAGCCAAGAAUUCUGCUACUGGAUGAAGCAACCUCUGCACUUGAUACUGAAAGUGAAAAGGUAAAUGUUUGUAAUUAUUGGGUGCAUUAAAGGCAUGGGUUGCUAGUCAUCAUGGUUUCACUUUAUAGCAUACCCGGGUCUGCUCUGCAACAGUUCUAUCCUAACUGGGCGGGUGGACAAUAGUUAUUUGUAUAGUAGCACUUUGAAGUAUUCAAAGUGUCUUGCAUAUUGUCAUGCUGGCAACAAGCCUGCAAGCUAAGUUAGCAUUAUCUCCUAUAGCAGAGGCGGGAAAUUGGGAGGGACAUCACCUUGCUUAAGGCCAAAUUUAUAGCUCAGCCUCUUAACCUGUAUGUUAUACCACCUCAGUUGUGGCUACCUAAGAACUGCCAACCUAGAAGUUCAAAAGCAAAGUGCAAGUAGAUAAAUAGGUACCAUUCUGGCGGGAAGGUAAAUGGCAUUUCCGUGCGCUGUUCUGUUCGCCAGAAGCAGCUUAGUCAUGCUGGCCACAUGACCCGGAAGCUGUAUGCCAGCUCCCUAGGCCAAUAAAGCAAGAUGAGUGCUGCAACCCCAGAGUCGUCCGCGACAGGACCUAAUGGUCAAGGGUCCCUUUACCUUUAAGAACUAGAGAGGGGCUAGCAGGCCAAUACCCUGGGCAGUUGGCAUUUGGUUGGCAUCUGUCUCUCUUGGAAGACAAUGGAGGAGUGUGCCUUUGGGGGUGAAAUCGAACUGUUGGAAGGUUACAGCACCUGUUGUGGCUGUAGAGACUGAUGCAGGAGAGACAUGUUUUCUUGCAACUGGAGCAUCCUGCAGCUGCACCACAGGGUUUCUUCUCUCUGCACUCCUCCCAGCAGUCAUUCCUCCUCUGGUCCCUGCCAUGAAUACACAUCUUGACUGUCUCCAGGCGCUGCAUCUGCAAGAGUUUCCCACAGGGCGGUGUUGACCUACCAGCCUUUGUGUCAUGUUUGCAAACAUCUUUGUAACACAGAGUUGGUCGGCCAGUAUCUCACUCCUGCAUGUUCUCAUGGAAGGACACUGUCAUCUUGUUGAGCUUAGGCGGACACCCUAUCUAGUUGUGAAGAGUCUUUUACAGCUGAUGAGAUCAAAUGCCUUCGCCAGGUCUAUGAAGGCGUCUCUGCUCUCCGCAUUUCUCCUGCAGCCAGUGCAGUGAGGAAAUUGUUUACCUCUGAACUCCAAAGCCAUGUUGUGACUCGGGAUCUUGUCAGCGAGUGAGUGUAAUCUGAGGCAAAGGCUUUCCCAGUGGUACUCAGCAGGGAGAUUCCAUGGUAGUUGUUACAGUCAUGACAGUCACCCUUAUUCAUGUUGAGAGUCACAAUGCUGGGGCCGUCCAUGUCUUGUAACACUCUGGUAUUCAACUAAAAGGGCAGGUGGAAUAAUGUCCCAUUGCACAACAGGCCUUUCCCCCCCCCCUCUACUCUGCUUGCAAAUACUCUGCACCAUCCCCAAAUCUGCCCCUGGUUCCCCAGUCCUGGCCAUGAUUUGUUAUGAUCUAAGGCGGUUGGAGGUUCUUCAUUAUUACUAUGGUUGCUCAUUGUUUUUCCAGUGAUGCAUUUAUAAAAAUGUUCGGUUAUGAAAGCUUACACAAUUUCCUCAUUGUGGUGAAAUUCCUUUAUUUAAAAAAUAUUGUUCACUACUUGAAUCUCAAGUAAACCCUUUCUAUUUCUGUUUCCCAUUCACUGAAAAUAAUUUUCUGUUUUCAACAGGUUGUCCAAGAGGCUCUGGAUAAAGCCAGGCAAGGCCGCACCUGCAUUGUAAUAGCUCAUCGCUUAUCAACAGUGCAGAACGCGGACAGUAUAGCAGUGAUCCAGAAUGGGAAAGUCAAAGAACAAGGAACACAUCAACAGCUACUGGCUGCAAAAGGAAUCUAUUACGCUCUAGUCAAUGUUCAGGCAGGAUCAGCCCCUGCAUAAAUUAAAACAAAAGCAGAAUAUUGCUAAAGCUGAAUUCACUUCUUGAGAUGGCGAUUGCAAGAGGCACUACUUGUAUCAUCACCAUAUUAAACAAAAUAAACCAGUAUUGGCGGAUAGGCUGAAUUGCAGCAAGGCUUCUCAAACCGAAGCUUUUCCUAUCUCCAUCCAUUUUAUACACUAGGGUGUGCUUACCUUUUGUUCUCAGCUGUCUAGAGACAUGUUUGCUGUCCUUUUCAAAAGUUACAGUUGUUUGAUCACUCCAAGGACUUUGCUUAAAAAUACACACACCUGAAAGUGAAAGAACGAGACAAGCCCUCCCUUUCUUUGCACCCUGGAAGCCAGAACUACAGACCAAGAAGAUAUGUCAACAUCUGAAUGGCUAAUUGAAGUAAGACCAACUAUUAUCUACUAAUUUAAAAAUGGACAAUUGUGCCGGAGCAACAUUGGUGAGUACUCUCAAAGCCAACUAUUUUGGAUUCUCAGUGAAAAGGAUUUUUAUGAAGUCUCAGUUGGCGAUUGUCAAACUUCCUGGAUUGACCUUGGGAUGGCUGCCGUGGAAACCUCACUCCACUGGUUGUUUUUUAAUGAAGCAGCAUUAAGCACGUUUCUUUAUCGCUUCCUCACAACAUACUGGGAAGCAAAUCUACUUGUGUGGCUGUUUUCAUUUGAGACUCCUGAAGAAGACCAUAGAGCCCGACCUAGCUAGACUGUCCCCCUCCCCACAAAUGGGCCAGUCAAAUGCAACUGCCUGUGGGAAAGAGCCUUUUUAAGCUUUGGUGGACAUUGCUACACUCUGUGGCAACAAAUACUGCAGUUAAACUAAGAGCUGCAUGAAUAACUCCAUUCUGUUCUUUAGUAGAGGACUCCAGCUUCUAGUAUUACUGGGAGAACUUUUCUGUCCACUUUCUCCAGAACAUGCCUAAUUUUUAUACACAAAAUAUAUCCCUUCCUACCCACUUUUUCUUCUAAGCUAAAGCCCCCAAAUGUUGUCACCUUUCAUAGAAUCAGGGAACGGACCUCAAAAGUCAUCUAGUCCUACCCCCUGCAGUGCAGAAUCUCAACUAAAGAAUCUAUGACAGAUGGCCAUCCAACCUCUGCUUAAAAACCUCCAAAGGCGGACACUCCACCACCUCUGAGGGAGACAGUUAUACUGUUGAACAACUCUUCCCGCCAGAAAGUUCUUCCUGAUGUUUAAUCGGAAUCCAAGUUGCUCCAGCUCCUUGAUCAUUUCGGUUGCUUCUCUCUGCAUCUUUUCCAGGUCCACAAUAUCCAUUUUGGCAUAAAUGACAGGAUUUUACAGUUUACCACUUUUUUAUAUUGCUUUUCAUUAACUGACAGCUGCAUUGGGUAGUUUCUUGUGGAAGAAUGGGGUAUAAAGAGAAUGCGGAUAUUUAUCUUUAAAACAUAUAAGUGUUCUGAAGAAUUUAAGCACGAUAUGGGUUAGGGAAGUUUGACAGGAGCCUGCCUGCCUUCUUCACAAUGAAGUGUGUAUAUGUACAUACAGAUUAAUCAAGCCAAAACUGUCUUUGAUGUGGUUUUAUUCCAAAGAGAAGAAAUUACAUAAUUGAUAAAAUUAUGAGGGGGUGCUUCGUUUUAAAAUGCUAAGGAAGUCCUGAGAAUUUUGCGGAGCUAUACGCGUGAAGCAACAGUGGUAUACAUACUUUCUAAUAAUCACCUUAUAUAUAUAUAUAUAUAUAUUUGCAAGCUUUCAAGUACAGUUUCAUUUAAUAUUCUUGGUUUGGAAAAUAAAAGCAAAAUUU
Messenger RNA from Podarcis lilfordi (Lilford's wall lizard), 65952 nucleotides. Lineage: Eukaryota; Metazoa; Chordata; Lepidosauria; Squamata; Lacertidae. The record is from the annotation of a GenBank genome assembly.